AUGGAGACAUGCAGGUACGCACAGGGUCAGCUUUAAAAACCAAAGGGACAUAUUUCCAUGUUGAAACACUCAGGAUUACUGUUUACAAUUACAGACACAUGGUUUUCCUCCCUGGCAGCCUAAGUGUCACUUACAGUGUCAAACACUUACUGACCACACUCAGUGAACCAUCAUGGCUUGGCUCCUAAAUCUGUCCAGCCCUCCAAGCAGUGGCAGAGUAUCAGGCCAGGUUUACUGCCACCAGAUUAGCUUUCAGUUGCCUUAGUCUGACGUGAGCAGCUGACUGCUGGCGGGCAAACGGAGAGGGCUACCACGGCCUAAAAACAACAACAGUCCUCUGCCUUCAGCUGGAGCCACCUACGGUUACCCGCCUUUUUUAUGGACAUGAAAAAAGUGAAUGUAGCAGUGCAAGGAAGUGCAGCGACCAUUUUUUUGUUCACGAGACCUGAUGUGCUGUGCUCAGGUGUGCGCAAAGUGAAUUAAACUCCUCUCUACCUCCAAUGUUCAUUGAUGACUCAGAUUUUUUUUAACUAUCGCAAAAAAACAAAUGAAGUGAGUAGCGUGGCGAACAGGCCGCUGAUUCAUCUCAUUUGUGCACGCAGCUCUCUCAGUUUGUGCAGGUCCCAGACUCAAAAAAUAAAAACUUGAGUCUGACUGCAUCUUCACUUUGGCUUUAAUGCGCACCAACAAUUUCUCUUUUUUGCAACCAAUGUGAACACAACAUCAGAACAAAGUUGUUCCAAAGUGUUUUAACCCAUAAAUUAGAGAUACCUGGCCAGACCUGGCCAGAGAGAAUAGCUAGAUUGAAAGCCUUUUAAGUCACCACUUCUAUCCAGUUAAGCAUCAGAUAUAUUGGCAAAAAAAAAAAAAACCUUGGAGCUACUGCAAAAUAACAGAUCGAAACAAGACAUAAGUGACUAGCGCUGAGCCCCCUGACUCUGGUACUCCGGGGUUUGGGGGUUUACUGGCAGCAGCUUCAAGGCUCUCAGGGAAGCUCAUGGAUGCACUCAUGUUCGUAAAGAUUGAGUGAAGCUGUCAGCAGCCGUGAUGGGAAAGUAUUAGUAUUUUGAGUGUAAUGACUGAAAUAAACACUUUGGAUCAAACAAACUGCUCGUUUUCUGUCAUCCUCAGGCCUCCCACCUCAUCUUCUAAACUCAGUCACAGCCUCCUGGUCAGCUUAACACAGCCUGAGCCAUUUUUAGCAGCUAAUGACUCUCCUCCUGAGCAAGAGUACGAGCUACAGAAGUUACCACAGAUUAACAGACAGAGGCCACACACCACAGGCAAACACACACAAAGCUCUUUACUGACCUGCGGAGGUGAGGAGGUUAAGAGUGAAGGUGAGCCGGGAUCAGAGAGUUUACGGGCGUAAAGGAUAAAGACAGGAGAGGACUCGAAGUGAGGAUAAAAGCUUUAGGAAAACUCCGCUCAGCAAAGAACUGCUUAACGCCAAUCUUGCUGCAGAUGAAUAAUCCAUCAUAGUAAAAAUUUAAUCACUCUUAUUUCUGUCAAAGUUAACUGCAUAGCUGCAAGGUGGUACAGCUGUGAGGCUGCAGCUCUGACAUGCAAAGGCCUCUGCAGAUGCAUUGUUCCUUCAUCCUUAACAUUUAAUGAUAUCAGAUAAGGUACAAUAUUACUGCCAUGGCAUGUUGAAAAAAGUACUGGAAAAAUUCAAUGCAAGUUAACCAGGAAUGAACCUUUAAAGUCAAUACAAAAACUGCAGUUCCCCAACAGUGAUGGAACCAGACUAGUGUGGGGUAGCCAAUGAGGGGCUUACUUUUAAGAGGUGGACAUUAGAGGCUAAGCUCAAACUGAAAGGUUAUCUCCAAUAAUCACAUCUGCUUAAACUUCCUACAUAAAAAUUUGAUAUCCUUUGGUAUGACUCUAACUUUGAAAGGUAACUCAAUAGGGUGGCAUCAUUUAAAACAAGCAUUUAGGAAAAUACAGUUAUGGUUUAAGACUUCAGUAAGGUGGCCAAUCAUGUUUUAAUAGCUACACCACUCUUCCCUGAUGUCAACUCAAGACUGACUUAAAAAGCCAAAAACAUCCCCAUCAGAGCCCAGACUAAAAUAGCAACUUUAACAAGUUGAACUGACAAAAAUGUCAGUUUUGUUGCUCAUUUCUUUAUCCAUAAGAAGUUCAAAUAUACAGUAACUGCUAAUAACCAUCUUUAUUUAAAAAGGAAACGUUGAUAUUAAACUGAAAAUAAUCAGCACUAAACCUGUAACUAACUGGUGCUGUUUACCGUCCACUGUAAGACAGGGAAAAUGAAAAAGAAGCAGCGGCUAGCUAGCUUUAGCAUCCAAAUUUAUUAUGAAUCUAAAAACAAAGUGAGAGCUUCUUUAAAUACACAGUGCAUCAAAUUGUCAUAUCAAUGUCUUGUUCUUCAAUUCUGCAACUCAAAAUUUGGUGUGGUUUCACAAUUUUACAAAAAAACUACUAUGAUCUUCUGAACUCCUCAAAACAUGAAGAUGCAUAAUUCUUCAUGUUUGCACAACAUGAGCAAUGCUAAUGGAGAGUCAGUGGGCUCUCUGGGUUUGAUGGGCACAUGUUUGCAUUAGAAAGUCAUGGGACUAAGUAGGGGUGGGAAUCACCCAUAGAGUGUAUAUAGAAUGGACAGAGUCUGCCUCCUCGCUGGGUGAAGCCACUCUGAGAACAGCACCCUCUGUUGAUGGGCUGCAGUAUAGGUCAUAAAUCCCGCCUCCACCAGCAAAGCUUAUGGGGCUGUGGACAAACUUUAGAAAUUUGCUACACAGAACAUAAAUUUUUCUCCCCCCUGCUUGUGAUGCUGACAUGUAGUUAUUGUGAGACUGGUUUGUGCUCAAGUCCUCUUUUUUCUGUGAAGCUCCAUUUUUAAAAGUUAUUAGGGGGUUCAUGUUUUCUAUGUUUGACACCUGAUACAGCCUCUGGGCGUUCAGGGAUUGCGUAGCUCUCCCGGGGGAUACGCUGUUUGAGCCGAGCGUCAUCACAGCGACUCUCGGCGACUGCGUGGCUGAAUGCGCGCAUCGCUACUGUGCAGCGCUGGUUUCAGGAAAUGAAGAAAAAUCCCGGAAAUACCGAGAGCUAUUUGGCUUCAAAUCUGUAUACAGGUGGUAGGCGGAACCAAUUCGUCCAUAGUAUAUACAGUCUAUGGAAUCACCAGUGGCCUCACGAUAUGAUAUUAUCACAAUAACUGGGCCACAAUAUGAUAUUAUUGCGAUUUUUAACAUUUUGCAAUACAGUGAGUAUUGCGAUACAAUAUAUUGUGAUUUAUCCAAUUUUUUAAACUGUUUAGCUAAUUUAGCAUUUGUCUCUUCUUUAUAUUUGUCUUAUUUACUCUGUAUUUUAUUUUCAUGUAGCAUAUCUUACAAACCUUAUACAUAUAUUUGUUGUACUAACUUUCUUCUGCUCUAUGACAUCACCUCUGCCAACCUCACUGGACAAACAGUUGAUUUUAUUUUUCCAUUAUCAUAGAUUGGACUUCAUAUUAGCAUUUAAUUUGAAAAAAUCGAUACUUGGUAAAUGAGACGAUAUGGUAUAUCACCAGACAAAAUAUCAUGAUACUAUGCUGUAUUGAUUUUUUCUCCCACCCCUAGAACUGCUAGGGUACUUUGCGUGCAGCAGCUUAUUUUCUUUACAUGCAGAUUGGUCUAAAUCAUGCAUUGGGGCAACAUGAAUAUUCAACAUUUAACGAUCAAACCUAAUCUUGUAAAUAUCUGAUAAAAUAUGCCACAGAAUAAGCUUCAGUGGCUUAUCUUGAAGUUUAAAGUUGCAUUUGAACACGUUGUUGCCAAUACAGAAAUAUCAACUUACCUCAGAAUUAAUCGGCAAAUAAUAUCUGAAUUGAUGAACCCUGUCUGAUGUGUUGGCUCAGCACAGAAAGUGGUUUAGAGAAAGUCUGAAUCACUGAAACCCCUGACAGAUGGUGAUAGAGGUCAAACAGAGGCAUGCGGCGGGUACAUGGCAUUUUCUCUCUUGACCCUGGCACUGACAGAGGUCAAGGGUUAAUUUUGAGAGCAAAGGUUACACUUAUUAUAGGUAAUUUGCUCUGGCUAAGCUUGCAGUGUUGGGUCACUGACAAAGCAGGUGUUAAAUGGUUCAGAUUAAAACUUUCCUAAGAAGCACUCAGCUUUCCUCCGCUGCAGAUUCUGCCCACAAUCCCACCUUCAAGGUAAUAAUCCACCUUCAGAUCCAUAUUUCUGUACUACUCCACAGAUUAGACGCCAACGGUUAUUUUUGGUCUCAGCAGGUCAACAUCUUUUCUUCCUCUCCCCACCGUUUCAGCUCCUUAUUUAUCACUGGAGACACCUGUAGUGUUUGUGAAGUGUCCCUACCUGGAAAACAAAAACAGCUCACAGUGUCCCCUUUAGCUGCUGUGAUGCAGAAGCAGAAAAAUAAUGUCUUGACUGUGGCCCUCACAGGAUUUGAAAAGUCAUAGCAAGAGUUGGGAAAUGUGACGACUAAUGACAACAAAUUUAAAGGUGCAAUUUGUAGGAUUAAGCAGACACAAGACAGCAGCCAGGAGGGUUUUUGGUGUUUCCAGGUGUUGUCUCGCCCUGUCCCUCUUCCUUCCAAACCUCUCUUGUUGAUUAUGAUGGCUGGUCAUGUACUGCCUUAUAUGUCUGUUGGUGAAGUCACGGCAUGCCUUUGCCACUCUAUGAUUGCCAAUUCUGACACAGUAAAUGUAGUCUGACCUGAGCAUAAAAGAAUAUCCCAGUAUUUUUGGAGUGAGGUUGUAAGCAUAUCAGCCACAAUCGAUGCCGCUCAGCUCAGAGCCUUUAACAAGGAACUGCUGGAGAACCAGUAAGAAACCUAGGCUUACAGCUUUCAGCAGACAUGGUCUAUUUAAAUUUGUCUGAAACUAUGUGUUUGCUGUCAUUCUUGGUUUGGUCUCCUUUGAAAAAAAGGAUCUCUGAUCUCAAUAGGACUAACCUGGCUAAAUAACAGUUAAAUAAAUGAAAAUAAAUAAAGACAGGGCUGAGGGCACCACAUAAUGUAGACCACAAGCUCUCAUCUUGGUUUAAUCCAUAGACUGUAUAUACUAUGGACAACUUGGUUCCGCCUACCGCCUGUAUACGGAUUUGAAGCCAAAUAGCUCUCGGUAUUUCCGGGAUUUUUCUUCAUUUCCUGAAACCAGCGCUGCACAGUAGCAAUGUGCGCAUUCGGCCGCGCAGUCGCCGAGAGUCGCUGUGAUGACGCUCGGCUCAAACAGCGUAUCCCCCAGGAGAGCUACGCAAUCCCUGAACGCCCACAGGCUGUAUCAGGUUUUAAUCAUAGAAAACCCGAACCUCCUAAUAACUUUUAAAAACAGAGCUUCACAGAAAAAAGAGGACUUGAGCACAAACUAGUCUUACUGUAACUAAAUGUCAACAUCACAAUCACGGGGGAGAAAAAUUUCUGUUCGUGUAAUAAAUUUCUAAAGUUGGUCCACAGCCCCAUAAGCUUUGCUGGUGGAGGCGGGAUUUAUGACCUAUACUGCAGCCCACCAACAGAGGGUGCUGUUCUCGGAGUGGCUUCACCCAGCGAGGAGGCAGACGCUGUCCAUUCUUUAUACAGUCUAUGGUUUAAUCGCACGCUUUACUGAGAAUUUUUCAUCGCGUUUGACUAUCUGCUGAUGCAACACAUUUCUGUUCUCUCACAUGCAGUGCAAUCAGAUUUAUGGAUCUAUGAUCUAAGUGAAUGAUCCACUUACAUGUGACUCAUAUAACCCCAGUUAAAAAAAAAAAAAAAAAAAAAAAAACUAAAAUGAAAGUUCAACACUUCAAACUUUGGUCUGUGGUACUCUUUUAGAAAACAUAAAAACUUUCAACUUUCAUCCUCAGAGAGGGGAAUAAGUUUGGCUGCCCAUGCAAAGACAAAAAUCAAAGAGUGCACCAGUCAGGCAGGUCACAGCUUUUGAAAAAGUGUUUUUAACGGGAAACAUCUAUUUCAAGAAAGGCAUUUAUUCAACCUGUCAGAACUUUUUUUUACAUUUUCACUAACACAGUUAAAAAAUAUCUCAUGAACUAUCAUUUGUAUGGUGAAAACUCAUUUUGGGCAGGUGAGCUUUGCUUGGUCUCUGAACUUCAAACCUGGCACUCUGUCUAAGGCUUGGCACUGCAUGCAGGAUUUUCAACUUUUUACCAGGACAAGGUAAUCUCAUUAAUCUCGCCCCUGCAGUCUCACAAAAAUAGGAUUUUGGUUUGAGGAAUAAUAGUGGACCCUGCUAAAAGACAACACUAAUCAUGCUUGAGAUCAGCCUCUGACUGGUUUAUUGUCUGCAGACCACAGCUAGUCAAGGCUGGGGCUGUGAUUGAUAAGGGCAAAAUUUGGCUGAUCAAAUUCAAUGACAGAGCUAAAGGAAGUGCCUAAGACAUUGUUUUACUCAAGUCUUUAUUUCUACGUUUUAAAACAACCAAAGUAUUCAGGCUUUGACAGGGUCAGUGGUGACCUCAAAGGUCGAAGGGUAGUGGAUACACAAUGGGCUAAUAUGAGGUUUAAAUACAUGCAACUUUAAGCAUGAAAAAGUCCAACUCAGCGGUUCCUAAAAUUAGUGUUUCCUUGCAGCUACAAACAGAAAUAAGAGCUGGCUGGACCUCCAAUAUGGGCAGCAGAAGGUGUAUUACAUCACCUUCAAAUCUUCCAUUCUUGCACCAUCUACCCUGUCCACCCACCCAUCCACCCCCCAGCGUAUCUCCUCUGUUGUGGGCAGUGUCACCUAACAAGAUCACUGCAGGCUAAUCAGCAGGGAGGAUUCCCAUUGGCCGAGGGCCCAAAGGCCAGCCCAUGGCAGGAGGUUGGCAUGACAACAACACCAAUUGACACUGACAGGUCAUUGCUACACAUAAUGGGAUUAUGGAGAUGGGAUGGAGGGAGGGAAGGGGUGAGAGGUUUUGUCAGAACAGAGGGAAAGGGAAGAAGGGUGAAUAGUUUGUGUCACUGUGUGUUGGUUCCACAGACGCUCUGUCAUGGCUGCUGUUGUCCUGUUUUAGCAACAUGAUUAGAUCCCGAGGCUAGUUUGGGAUGCAGCUGACCAUACAACUCUACAGGGAAGACUGGAGGCUAGGCCGGUUUCUCUGAGGCAGACUGCUAAAGUGGGUUAAUUGAUAUCUGCAAGGCUGGAACUGUCUAAACAGACUCACAUUGUAAAUGGGGUUCUCCAAGGCUAAAUCCCUAGUCCUCCUUUCUUUUAAAUCUCAGUGAAACCAGUGAUGAAACCCUGUCCUGACCAUUACCAGUGACAAAGUUCUUGUGAGUUCUACAAGUGCCCAUAGCCCCGAUUUCCCUUUAGUCAAAGUGGUUUCCACUGGUCCCAGCCCAGCUGUCCCAAUUACAGGAAAGAUGCUAAAUGUUGUUUAAAUAAUCAGCUGACUACUCAGCUCAUUUUGCCAGCACUACCGUCUGGACCACCCUUUUCCUGGGCUUAGAACAUCUCCUGAUUAUUUAAAGCUCCUGUACUUGUGGUGUGAUCACAAACACUCAUAUGUCUCUUUUGUUGUGUGCUUUAGGCAUGAGUCCAUGAGACUUUACCCUAGAAAAACUCCAGAGAAGUUCAUGAACUUUGCACUAGACCCACAGUGACAUCAGGUCAUGACAGUGCCAUCCAACAAGCUUUUGAGAUUAUGCAGCUUUUAGUUUUGUCAUGUUUAUUAUUGUGUGCCAGAAAGAACUAACUUUUUUUUUUUUUUGUAGCUUUUCAACAUUUAAGUUGCUACAGGUGCCAAAUAUCUACCUGACUUCUCACAAAUUCCACCAGGACAUGAAUACUGCAAAUCCAGGACUGUCCUGCAAACUUUUCCGUUUGUCCUUUUGGGAUUUCACACAAUUCUUGGUCUAUGAUAUUCAGGAAGUAGUCUCAAGCGGUCUGCAGUGUUAUGAAAACAUCAAAAAUGAUAGUUUUAAUCAGUUUUCAAACAUUUUAAUCCACAUCUUGAGAUGCAACAUGGCUAGAAAUGAUGCUACAGUGGCCCUGCAAACAUUUCAGUCAUUGAGGAAACAUUUGAUAUAGCACAAAAACCGUUAUGCAAAACACAACAAUAUUUCAUGAAAGACAGACACAUUUCACAAAAUGAACGUUUACCACAAAAUUCAACAUUUUAUGAAAAUAUUUUGCAUGUUCACAUUUAAGAUCCUCCGUUAGGACAUAUAAAUCAACUAUCAUUAUAUGCAGACAACUUCCACAUUUAUCUAAGACAGUUAAAAACUGACCAUACUCUUUGCACUAAAGUUAUAAAGUUAUUAGUCUUGUAUUAACUCUCUUAAGCUGAAUGUAGACUGAGCAAAGAUAUUUUACUUUUGCUACAAGGAGUGCUGCAGCAGGCUAGAGCUCAGCUCGACUUUCUGUCACCUAAAACCGAAAACUGAGCCAGGAUUCUCGCUGUAAUCACAGACUGUGAGAUUUAAGUCAAAUCAGUCUCCUUAACUGGCUUACCCUGUGUUAGACAAUAGAGUUCAGAGGGCUGCUGUUGCUCUAUAAAUCUCUAAAUGGCUUAGGACAAAAAUACAUGAGGGUGAACCACCUGAACCCGACGGCCUCUGGUUCUGUGUUCUCCGAGCAGUAAUCAGAGCUGCUACACUAACUCUGCAGCUCCAAGCUUAAACUUUCUCCUGAGGAUAUCAGACCUGCAGCCACCUUGAAUAACUUUGAGUCAAAGUUUAAAACUUUAUUGCCCUGUUCUGCCUUUGAACGAGCCCUUCAUACUUAUGAUAAAUAGCUUUUCUUUGUUCGUUCUCAUUCAAACUGUUUUUGACCUGCAACCUGGCUUGACCUGUAAAAUAGAAUAAAUUCCUUUUUAGAAGAUGUGAGAUUAAGUGGGCUGCACAUGAAUCACAGGAGGUGAACUGGCCUCCAUCCAACAGCUUCCAUACCUCGGUCUGUAUAGGGUCCAUAGUGGUCACUUUCUGGUUCCAAAUCCAGAUCCCAAUAGACUGGCACUCUCUAAAUUUUACAUUGUUCCCAAAGCAUGCCUUAAAUUGCCUGUUUCUGCAGAGGCAUGAUGCACAGUGAUAACACCUUCUUUUCAGCCAUUUCUCCAGCCAACAGCCUACAAACCUGCAAGCUUUGCCACAGACAAAACCUCGACAUUAACUUUACCUGGAUUUUCCCCAGCAUGAGAGAAAUUUCCCAAAGAAGUUGGAGUGACCUGGCAUGCAAAUACAGCAGGUAAUAUAAGAGAGAAUCCACAAUGAGUGAAUGGGCAAAAGUGGACAUUUAUAUAUGCAAUUAAGGAGGGCAACAAGUGAAAGAAUGAAUAGAAGUAUCAAUGAAAGCAAAGAAUGGAGGAUGUGUGAAAACUAGCUUUGGAAAACCUUUCAAGAGUGCAGAUGUGAAAGCACCUCUGCGAGUUCUUCUUGAUCAGUUCUGUCACAUAUUUUUUAAACACAAAAGAAAUUCAAAAAGCACCAAAGUGUCCAUAAUCUAAACUGAUCAUCUCUGAGCUGAGGUGGCUGCGGGCUCAGAAAGGUUAUUCUGAGACACAAACACACAAACUUAUUUCAGGUCACAAACUUAUUUCUGUCUAACUGUGUGGUCCUGCUCCAUCCUCCUGCUGAGGUUUAAAGGCUGUUCAAGGAUGGGACCUUAAAAGAAGAGGGACAGCAUACAGUGCUAGUCAGCAUGGAUCCAACCCAGACGACACACCACACACACACACACACACAACCACUCUCACACACAAACAGAGGCUUAGCAGCCAGCAGGACUUGUGUCUGAGUGCUACCAGACUGCCUGUCAUGUCAGCGCCUGCAGCUCUGUCAUGAAUCAGCAGCAGAGAGAGAUGGACAGAUAGAGAUACUCGAGCAGAGAGGGGGAUAGAGAGAUGCAGGCAAACAGAAAACACAAAAAAACAUUCAGCAAGUGACUUUUUCUUUUUGUCUUGAACUGCCAGUGUCAAAGGAGUUCAAGAUAUGCACAUGCACACAGACUAAUAUUCAAUUUCCGCUCCUUCUUCAGUGAUAACAAUCACUGCUAAAGCCCUGAUAGAGGGACACGAUCUUACGACAUCAUUAUGUGACUGUUUCAGACAGCCCUCAACGUUGACCUUCUUCCCAGCAUAACCAGACUACCAUGAAUAAAUGGUGAAGCGAGUGGUUACUCCGCAGUGGGGCCCCUUUUUUGCAGCAAAAAGAAGGCAAAUUUUGACAUCAUGCAUAAGGAGGUUAAUCAUCAUUUUAAGGCACAGUAUUUUAUUUGAACAAAGCACUGUGUGUGGACGCUGGACCCUGAGGGAAAACAGGAAACAAAGUGUAGAAAAUAAAGCUGCAGUAAAGAUAAAGGGCUCUAUUUUCGUGCCUCACCAACACCGUGGCGCGGCAUAAGUCAGGUCCGCCGCGCUGACAAGGCGUUCCCAAGCACAAUUUGGUAUUUUGGUGAGCAGCGCAGCCUAGCGUAAGUAUCCCCCCUCCCUAACUCAGCUCCUCCCAGCGGCGAAAGUUGUAGGGAGGGAGGAGAGAGGGCGUUGAGUGGGUUUAACACAGCCGAGACCAGUAUUGACCAGUAACAUCAGCUCCUCUCCUCGCCUUUAAAUCCACCACCGGCGAGGCGUAUUACAAUUUCCGUGAAGUAGUCAAAGAGAUCAAGAGAUGUCUGAAGACAGUAAUGCCACACGAUGGUGACAGAAGGCAGCUCCUUAACAAGUGUUGCUGUAAGAGCUGCAGAGGGCGGUCUUUACACUGUCUCAUAUAAGCACAGAUGGAUUUAGUGUGUGUAAUGUUGGACCCACUGGUAAGACAAACACCCUUUUCCACAAAUAAAGCCACUCACAUAAAGUUGCAUAUAUUUAAACCCCACAUGACAAAGGUGGGUUGUGCACACAGAUCACGUCAUAAAUUCCAAUAAUGACAUUAAAAUCGGAACCAUCUGUGCGUAGAGCCCAAAAUGUCACUGCUUCAAUAACUACGUUUGAAGGAGCUGUCCAAGGUACCUGUUGAUUGGACUUCUGAUUAUGCAUCGCCUCAGAGUGCAGAAUUUCAGUCCCUAAGUUAUCAAAGAUCCCUGUGUAGUGUCUACAUGCAUAUAGUUUAACUGCUCUGGAGGAUUUAGGAGGAUUUUCCUCUCAUGGGAGCUUUGGGUUGUUUCUCAAAGUGGUCCCCACCUCUAUCGGUAAGAGGAUGCUGAGGUCUUCCUCUCGUCUGAUGCUAACACAGCAGAGUGGCCUUCAUCACCUGUGACAUAUUAUUUUUGUCAACACUGGCAUUACAAUCAGGUAGACUCAUAUGCUGCUGCACUUCUGAUGGUCCCACUGCUGUCACCAUGAAUAAAUCUAGAUUUGUGAGUUUUAACUCUGCAUCCUUUAUAUAUUUGCAGUGUAUUUCCUAUUCAUGCAUCUAUUUUGGACUUUUUUUUGUCUGUCUGAAUUUGCAGCCUGGGAUCCAAAUUUCUGAAACUCUUGCUGCCUGUUUGUCCUUGCCCACCGUACUCAAAUGUAAAAACUGUGUCCCUCACUUCUGGCUCUCAGAUAUCUCACACCACGUUUAAACAGCUUUAACUGCUACUGUCAUUUAGGGCCUGGCUAUGUUUUGGACUUGAUUCUGAUUGGUGAGACCCCCCAAAAAACAGUCAUUGCUUUCAUGAUAGCUACAAUGAACCUUGUGCUGUUUGAAUCCUUUCGAAUGAGAGCUUUAUGGGUGUCAGGAGGGGGACUGGCAGCUUGAGUGGUCGCUGUUUCUGCAUGGUCCUAGUGCCUGCAUUUCCCCUUUUUUUUUUUUUUUUUUUGUUUGUUUGUUUUAAUAAUGCCUUUUUUUUUAGACUGUAAAAAGUGAAGGCAUCUAAUACUCUCCUGAACCCUCCCAGAUUUUGGGAGUCUAUUUAGGCUAACCUGCUCUCUCACUUCGGCCCUGUCACUUCUCAAGUCGGACGAUCCUCCCCAGCCCCCAACUUGAUGACGACGGCAUAAUUCAAGAUGGCUGUGCAGUGCAUCGGCAGUAAAGAGUAACAGUGAAAGCUCUCAUAAUGUAUUAUUUAUUAGCACCUCUGUUUUGUUUUUGUGAAAUUAAAUAAGUGGUAUAUGUUGUACUGCCCAACAACUAACUGUGAACACGGUGCUAUGCUGUUUGUAGAGUAUACUGUGUUGUGUGUUGUUUACAACUGGUAACUAACAACAAUGAACAACAGCUGGCAACCACUAACAAUGACUAACAAUGGCUAACGACAGCUGACAACUGUAAACAACAGCUUACAACGGCUAACUGUAGGUGUCCAUCUUGAUUUUCCGACUUGUUAACUGGAACGUCAUGAACUCGGGUGUAAAGUCAUUCCCAGCUCCGACAUCCAACUUCUGAGGUAACUGGAAUGCAACAUACACCUACAGCCCCAGCAUCCACCUGCUGGCUGAGGUCAAAGAGUUUAAGACGUAAACACAUCCCUCCUCGAACCUCUGCAUGCAAAAGGAGCCCAUACGGUCUGAUGAGGUUGCAGCCUGCAGAUGCAACAGAAGUUUGGCUGCACACCUGCACUCCUAUCGCAGGCCUACUUUUGUUUAGGUGCAUCCAAAUGCAUCAAACUUGAUUGGCAACCAUCCUAAAAAUCGUACUCUCUGAACAUCAGGAUGUUAACACUGUCACUGUGAGCAUGUUAGCAUGCUGACAUUAGCAUUUCCCUGAGCCUUGGCUGCAGACUCUAAGUCUUGUUCCUUGUUUCUUCUUAUCAUGAAUAAUUAAACUCAGCGCUGCCCGGCGCUGCGUGUGAAUGAAGCCUGAAAGAUUUACAGAGAGAAAGAAAGAGACACUGGAGUUGAUGGAGAAAAACAAGACAAGAGGGGAGAAAAAGAAGUAAAGAGUGGUGGAAGGGAAAAUAGAUACAGAGAGGAUGGAUGGAUGAGAGGAGGAGGCGGUAAAUAGCGAAACGAUAAAGGGAGGAGAAAAUGAUGGGGGGGGGGGGGGGGUUAAGAUGAGGAGUGGAGAGGAGGUAAAACUAGCUUCAAACCUAAUUACACAGAUUAAUGUGGCGUGUAGAGAGCAGUUACCCAAAUAGACCGAAGAGACAGAGAGAGAGGGACAGAGGGAGAGAGAAAGAGAGAGAGAGAGACAGAGAAAUAGUGAGAAUGAGGGAGAGAGAGAGAAUACUCUCUGUGAUGCUUCGAGUCCUAAAUGCAAAUAGGUGACCACCCAACCCCCCAACCCCUCUCGUCAGACAGGAUGUGUCAGCACAAUACCCCCCCCCCCCCGUUAAUUUCCUUCUCAUUUAUCUCUCUUUUUCCUCUCUGUCAUUACCUCUCCUCACUUCAGUUCAAUUCACUGAGUUUUAUUGAAAUAAAGUACAGUUCAGUGUGUAAAUGUGCUGAACAAAAUAACACCUCAUGGAAAAACUAUCCUGAGUGUGCAGAUUCCUAGAGUGACUUUUAAGGAGGAAUUAGAGGAAAAUGAAAAACACUCAUCUGAGUUUUGACCGUGAUUUAUGCUGUCUUUUCACCAAAUUCUCUCGUACAAUUAUUGUCCUGUUCUUGCAGCAGAAACAAGAUGAAAUGGGAACGAAAGAGUCUGUUUUGGUCAGAGUCUGAGGGCCUAUCAGACACCCAAAGGCUGCACGGAAACCAUUUUAAACCCACAGAAAGUUGUGACAGCUACAUUUGAUCCUCUUCAAAUUUAGAAUCCUUCAGCCCGUGCCGCUGCAAUUUUCACUAUUCUUUUACAGUCCGUCUCUGGCAAGCCCCCCAAAUUUAUGUGUGUAUAAAAUGCAACACUAAAUCACAGCAGCACGUCUUAAAAUAACUUUUUAUGCAUCUUGGCAGCAGUAGAGACGCAUCGGGAAAGCUAGAACAGAGGAGUGGGAGUCGCAGAUACAUGAUAGGUGCAUUGGGGAGCUCAUUUGCGGGUGGUUAAUGGCUUGGUCCUUAACAAUGGCUUUUCAGGAAUCCAUUUGCUAUGGGAGUUUUAUCCCUUCCUUUUGUAUGCAGAUUUAGUCACAAGUCCAACAUUUACGAAGUAUUAUUCAAUCUCUUUAAACUCUCUGACCUCCCUCUCAGGUCAAGUUGAGGUGAUGAUACAGAACAUGGGAGCAUCACGCCUGUAAUGACCUAAAUCUCCUUUAAUGUGCAUCAGUUAAAUGAGGGAUUUUCUGUGGACUGUAAAUUAGGGGAAUAUAAUGUGAAAGGCAUGAAUGAUGUUGUCUAAAUCUUAUAGAAAAACACACAAUCAGUGAUGAGAGGACCAGUCUAGCCUGUGCUCUGUUUGCAGCUUAUGGAACUUUUACCCUUUGACUGGGCUGGAAGGAUCCCCAAAACCGAGGCAAAAACAAGUCUCAAACACCGAAGUUAACUCCUAUCAUGCAGAUUUCUUUCCAAGUGUUGAUUUACCUAAGAAGUUUGGUUUUAACCUUUUAACACUGCCAUUGACAGAAGUUUUAACUAAUGGGGUUCCUGCAGCGCUGUGGGCACCAGAUUAUCAGAGCAAAAGAAGGAACAGUGAUUUUAGAAUAACGAAGAGUCAUUGAACUUUCCAUAAACAUGAGUCUGUGAUUCAAAUCCUAACACAAAUCUGUCUCACAGUGGACUGGACCCACCUGCAGGAACUUGGUCAGAAGAAUGGGCGGCUAUGAAUACUGUAGAUUGCUCAGCUGCCGAUGAAGGAUGCAGACCUCUCCUACAUGGUAAGAAUGUUUUAAUUCUGCUUUCAUACGGUAAAAAGAUGGGAUGCAAUAUCUAUCUCUAUUCAAUCAAAAGGUUUGAAACCCCACAGGCACAAUGGAAGUGCUGUGAGACAACUUAACUGUGCAUGUCAAGUACUGAUGUGGAUAAGUCUGUUUCAGCAAGAUGGUGCAAAUCACUUACCCUGAGCCCUCCCUGGCUGCAGCAGGCAUAGAUAUCUCUCCUUUGGGGGGUGUCGUUUCGCCUUCAUUAGACAGGACAGCUUAAGAGAGACAGAUGAGACAGAAACAGAUGACAAGCACUGAUUACUGUUGAGGCCAGGAAUCAGUCCAGCACUGUAGCGUCUGCACACAUGUCACCUGCUCUAUCAACUGAGCUAAACUGCAUCCACAUCAUUAGACACAUUUUUAUGGAAGAGUCUGUGAGCAUCAGUAUAAACAGUCUGUUUUAUAACCAUUUUAAACUCCUCAUGCUGAGUUUAAGAAAAAAAUCACUCAGCACUGACUUUUUUUUCCACAUGGGGCUCAGACCACCUCCUCCUGGGCGGCUUGACCCAUCCUUCACCCCAACUUUAUCACUCUGUCUGUUGCAUAACCUGACUGCACACAUGCUGGGCGGGACAACUGAGUGACAAAUAUUGCAGUGGAUGGGUUCAAAUUGGGGUUACUCUAAAGCCUGGUUCUUCUGCAUCUUCUGAGGGGUGCCUUUAAGAGUCCAGACUUGUCUGCCUGGGAAUGAUGAUGAACUACAUUUAGCAAUUGGGGCAAAAGCUGCAUGAAACCCCACAGAAAAGAACUAGAAUAUCUGCAAAAUGGGCUCAUAUAUGAAUUUAGGCGCAUAACUUGUCAUUAGUUUGGGUGCAAACACAGAAUAAGAAACACCAGAUUCAAAGGUGUAGUUGCCUCUUAGUUCCAGUGUCAGGUUUAAUUUUGUAAAAUUGGGUCAGAAAACAGGUUUCAUUCACAUAAAUAUCGGGAGAGUUCAACAAAGCAAAAGCAGUUUUUCCCUCCCUCUGUCGCUGAGGCUCUGAGUUUUCAUUCUUUGUUUCAUUUCCCUGCUAUUACCUCAUCCCGCUUUGUGUGUGUAGGAGAGCGCGUGUACAUGUGUGAGUGUGUGUGUGAUGAGUCAUACUUUUGUUUUGUGGCGGUCUUUAGUUCCAGCGGAUGGUUUUGGACUGCUAAGGGUGACAAUGACACACACACACACACACACACACACACACACACACAUACACACACACACACACCGCCUUUAAUUCAUGCGAAUGUGGGGCUGCAGGAGGUUUUGGGGGUGGAGGACGCUGACAUGCAUCACAGCAGCCCCUGAAAGGAGACCCCCCUCUGACUCCUCCCCCUUUGCACCCUCUCAUCCCUCUCUAUCCUCCCCUUUUUCUUUCUCCUUGUCCUCACUUCUCUUGACUUUACUCUUCCACUUCUCCUGUUUCUUUUUCCACCGUUUUUCUCACUUUUCAUCACUUCCCUGUAUGAGUUCCUCCCUAUACCGCUUUUCUUUCUUUCCUUUCUCAGUUUUGCCUGGGCUUCCCUUCUUUUUUUCCUCUCUACCAAGCACUUUUAUCACCUCCCCCCCCCUUUUUUUUUUCCAAUCUCAGGCUGAGGACCUGGUUUUCACUUGAACCCUAGAACCAGAAUGGAUGAACUUGAAAUGGUCCCACCUGUUCAUCCUCCUCUGAUUCAUGCUGCACCUGUUUCAUCCAUCCCCCGUCCUUCAUCCACCUCUUUAUCACCCUUUUCCUCUGCUCUUCACUUUCCCUCUCUUUCCCCCUUCCCUCAUCUCCUCCUCUGUACUCACUUCAUUUCUCCCAUAUUUAUUCCUCCUCCUUGCUGUUUAUCCUCUGUAUCUCUCCCAUCCCUCCCUUUCCUCCCUCCCACUCCUCUCUCUCUCUUUCCCUCGCCUGCCUUCCAUCUUCCUGUCCUUCUUUCCCAUCAUCCUCUCCAUCUUUCUCUGCUAAUGCACAUCAUUUUCAUGCUCUUUUAUUUUCCUUCAGGCCUGACUUGUUCUCUCUCCGUCACACACAUUUGUCUAUCACUUUCACACAUUUGCACUUCCUCUUCUCUCCCUCAUUGUCAUCUCCUAUCUCCUCGCUUCCUUUUCCUAGUGCCAUUUCCUUCUUUCCUUCCUCCACUCUUCCUCCUCCCUCCAUCUCCCCAUCUCUCCCUCUGUUAUUCCACCAGUCAACAUUGAUUAGAUAUCGAAGUUAAUCCUAGCUAAACUCCUCCGCUUAUAGCUUACCCGCCUCAACCAAUUACAAAGACGCUUGCUACCAGCAGGGGCUCUAAACUUUGACCUGAUUGGCUGACGGAGCGGCAGGCUGCCGCACGAGUACGCCACACGUCCGAAAAUAAGCGAGCAGGGAAGGAUGAGCAGGAAAUUAAUUUGACAGGUAGCGCUGAGAGCCUGAUAAAACACACACACUCUCACACACCUCCCCUAACCCUUGACAUACACCCUUGAGUACAUACACACACACACACACACACACACACACACACACAUGCUCACUCACCCAUUCAGUUCAGCAUGAAGACGUGAAUAAAGGCUUUAUGUUGUGGAUGUACGCUCACACUUGCACGUACACCAGACCUGCUGAACCACUGGUAGAGUAUCGUUACAUUAUACUGGGAAAUAAUCAUUUAUAUGUAGGUUUAAAUAAUGUCCCUUACUUUGUUACUAUUGAAAACAAACUAUAAUCUUUAUUUUUAAGCCCUUUAUAACUGAUGUUAAACAUCCGGUGUGACGUGUGUUAUACAGAGUAAAUCAGGGUGUGUCAAACCACAUUUUGCUAGUUAAGCAGCACACAGUCUGAGCGUUAAGCGAGCUACAGGGCGUAAAGAGGUUGGAGUAAGUCCCAUGGCUAAACGUAGACAUGUUUAAGAUAUAACUUGAAUCAGACCAUUAUCAAUAACUUGAAAUAGCCAUGUCCCAUUUAAAUCACUAGCCACAGUCACAAUGCCAACAGGUGCUAGAUGAUGCCAUAAAAAAGAAAUUUAAGAGCCGGUCUAAACACAGCUAACUGAAGUGUUAAACCACGUCCUAGUUAUGAUUUACAAAUAAAAAUGCCUGGGUAGGAAAGAAGGAAUGUCUGCACAGGCAAAACAAUUAAUUAGAUGAACACUUUGGAGAGUUUGAUGUUUGCAUUGGUGUUUAUUUCUACAUCUCUCAGUAAAUGUAACUUGUGCCAACUCGUACACCUCUAAUUAGGUAGUGUGACAUCUUCUCCUACUAUUUGCUUUAUCUGCAGCAACCUGCAGCACACUCUUUGAAGCCUGACUGAUUAUAGUAUAGGAAAGACUCAACACUGAAAAUCUAUAAGGAUAAAGCAGCCGAAAAGCUGAAGCGGUCCUCUUUAGCCCAGCUGGGUUUUAGUGUUUUUAUGUCAUCCUCAGCAUGAUGUCUGAUUUUAUAUUUAAAUGGCAAAAUAGAUUUUUGGUCUCACACAGGACUGAAACUUUGGCUGUUUGGAUGAAUCCUGCAAGGUGAAACUCCUGUGUUCGCCCCUGAACUCCACUUCAGCCUUUAGGGUGGAUACAUGGUGGAAAUAAACCGAGACAUAUCCUUCUGUCUCCUUUUCUUCUCGACCUUUAAGAGCCAUUUCCAGGGUGUUAUUGUGUAAUCUGUUUCUGGCAUUACAGCUCAUCUUUCUCGGCUGUGUCCCAUUCGAAACCAGAACAGAAGAGCAACCAAAUUCUCCACAUCCAGACAGCUGCUGUCUAAGGGGCCUUGGAGGGAGAAAUGGUGAGAGUAAGACUUAAGAAGAGAGGUAGAGGGGAUUUUGAUUCUGUAUUAAGAUAAGAGCAUUUUAGACCGAGUCGAGGACAGAUAUGAGGGUUUGGUUCAACAUUCGGUCUCUUUUUGUAAAGAAUAUCUUAAAAGUUAUAAUCCCUAACUUUGCAGUUAUUUUUUAAAGCUCAGGCUGGGUGGUAGGUGGUUGGAUUGACAGACAGAAAUCUGCCUCCGACCUCUACCAAGCAGGGUUUCAUGAUGACAGUCGAUCCCCAGACUAAGACAAGAAGCAUGGUCUCUACCUGAUGAUACCUUUUUAUUCUGUGUAACAUGAUCAGCCUUAAAGGGACAUUUAGGAAACAAGAGGAGGAAAAUAAACAGAAAGGCACUAACAAAGGAGAUUCGAAUACAGUCAUGGUAUAAGUGGAAGAGACGUCUAUCAAAUUGAAGAAAACAGAUGCAAAGCAUCUACAAAUCAGAGAGCAAGAUAGGUUUCUCAAGAGGACCUUGUGUUUCUGCAUGUGUCUGCAGACCCUGAGGUUAACAUUUCAGUAAUUUUUCAUUUUGCUGCUGCUGAAUGACGCAAUCUACUGGAGAUCGACUACAACCAUCAGUCCCAGAAAACAAGAUCCCGAAGAAUUAAAAAUAGAGAACAGGUUUAAAAAUACCCGAAGCAACCUUUAACUCUGGAGUUAGUAGAUCAAAAACAAGCCUUUUUCAAUCAUUUAUGUGGCGCUCAUGUGUAUUUUAGGAGGCAUGGAUUAUUGAUGUGCUUUUGCAGAUAAGAGUAUCUUAUAUGAGUAAUUUCUGAUGACACAUAAUAAACACUUGGUGUUCGUAAGUUCAGUUUGUAUGAACGAGAUGAUUACACAGAGGGAUACACUGUACAGAGAGGCUCGUGAAACCCACUCACACACAUGUUGUCCAACACUCACACAAAGCUCACAAGGUGUUUGCACUAAUGUGAGGUGAUAGAGUGUGUAGGAGGGAAGAAACAUGUGUGUGUGUGUGUGUGUGUGUGUGUGUGUGUGUGUGUGUGUGUGUGUGUGUGUGUGUGUGUGUGUGUGUGUGUGUGUGUGUGCUGGUCAUUCGAAGCUGCCCGCCCAGUGCAGAGCUAAGAUAACACACAGAGAUGACUUCACUGUCAAAUCCCCCACAAAUCCCUCCCUCCAUGCGUGUGUGUGAGUGUGUGUGUGUGUUUCUGAGUUUGUGUGUAGGUACAUGCCGUCCAUGUCCUGCUUCAUUCACAUAACAUCAUCCUCUCUGCUGACUCUUUCUCAUUUCCUCUUUAAUCCCACCUUCUUCUUCAUAUCUCUUGUCCUGUAGCUUCUCCAUCUAACUUUGUCUCAGUUCUUUCUCUCCUUUUUAGGGAGGAUUUUCAUCUUCAAUUUGCAUGUUUCUCUAAAAUAAACAAGGCAAUAUAAACACAACAGAAAAGGGAAACGUAUUUGAUGUAAAAGGAAAUGACUGUAGUUGGGAUUUAUCCAGUAAAGCCUUGCACAUUUUCCCUUAGUUAGAGAGAUACAUAUUUAACGUGGCAGCUGAGAGAAAUGAGGUCAAGUUCUGACAAAUUUAGUCCAUUUUCACAAGCUCCAACUGCACAUAGGCACUUGUCAUCCAGCAUUCAAAUUCUCUGUGGAGUGAAAUAGUUUGAGUUUAUUAAAAUAUCACUGACUAUUCAAAAGGUUGAUAAAAAACUUUAAAUGCCAUAACAAACACGAUUUACUUUCCCCAGAACUGUUAAUUAUAUUUCAAACAAGAACAUGUCAGUCCUUGUCAGUCCAUUCUGUCAGUGACACAGAACUUUCAGUCCCACCAAUACCAUUUACCAUCCCUGUAACCAAAUAUAUGCACCACAUUUGGCAGCCCUGUCUGUGUUGGUACUGAUUCAUCCAGAUCAUGGUGAUCCAAUGCUUAUUCCAAAGAGGUAACUGAACUCCAACCAAGUCCAGUUACCUCUUUGGCCCAUUUACUGUCCCUGAGACCAUAUACCUAUAAGCACUUCCUAGUACAACAACCACAAUUUAGUCUUUUGAAAGAGUUUCGGUCAACACUACUGCUCACAAAGAUAAGCGCCAUUUGGUAUCCUAUAAAACACAACUGUCACACCAUUAACACCCCAACCAAUACAACACUGUUUAUUAAGGUUUGAUUACUUGGGUGUUAAUUCAAUAACUGAGUAGCAGGUCAUAAAAGAAGUCACAGUAAUGAACUAACAGGCUAACAGGUAAAUGGGCCUGUGCAGUAAAGCAUACUGUGGUUCUGAGCCAUCUUGGAUCUCUGCAGGGGGAAUUCCUUCUCUGCAACAGCCCUACUCAGAGCAAUUCACAUGCUGUACCCAAGUAAUAGGGUUUACUGAUCUAACACCAAAAUUCUGCCAAGAAUAUUACCAAAGCUGACUUGAAUUUACAAGUCCCAUAAAUACGCAGUGACACAUCCCAUUCCCCAUUUUAUGUACUCGAAAAUAUUUCUAUAAAUUCCCAAUUUCCCCAACCCAUUUACCAAGCAUACCACCAUUUGGUAUCCCUACAUGUCAUUUUUAAAUCUCUCCCUCCAUGUCUGUCGUUCCUCAUCUCUCUCUCUCUCUCUCUGUCUAUCUGGUUCGUCUAUCUCCUUUCUUCUGUCUCUCUGACACCCCAAUGGAUGUUAUUUAUUACCCAGUAGCCCCAGCUUUGGUCAGCCAUGCCAAGGCUGGUCGGCUGUGUCCUCAGGCAAACUCAUUCUCUCUCUUUUCAUUACCCUAUCUCCCUCGCUCCCAGUCGAAGCCAGUGGCUCUCUACCUCUCUCUCACACUUUUAUGGUGCUGUCUGGCACUUUUUCUGUCUCAUUUCUUCCCCUGCCUGUCUUCCCUUCUGUCUGUUGUGUUUUUGGUGUGUUUUUCCCCUCCUGUCACCCUCCAUCCUCUGUUUGUUUUUUCCUGUGUUCGCUUUGCUGUUUACACACACACACACACGUACACACACUGCUGUCACCAGAGGCAGAGGACUCUCUCUAGACACCUCUCUGUCUGGUGACAUCCAGAUGACAUUGGACUGUGUGUCUGAAUUUGUGCUUGUGCAUUGUUUUCCUCUCUUUUCUCUAUGUCUUAAUAUCUAUGUGUUAAUUAAUUAAAUAGACAGACAGACAGAUAGAUAGAUAGAUAGAUAGAUAGAUAGAUAGAUAGAUAGAUAGAUAGAUAGAUAGAUAGAUAGAUAGAUAGAUAGAUAGAUAGAUAGAUAGAUAGAUAGAUAGAUAGAUAGAUAGAUAGAUAGGUUUCAUUCAGUUUUCCUAGCAGCAGGAUAUUUUCCAAUCAAAGAGCAGGGAUGGGGUGAUGGAGAAAUGAAAGAAUGGAGGCGGUAGUGGAAUGAGGUUGAGGUGGGGGAGGGGGGGAUUGAGAUGAAGAGAAAGAGAUAGGGGCAAUGGUGGAAGUGAAUGCGUAGGUGUAGAUGGGGGGGGGGGAGCGAUGAAUAGAGUGAUGAGGAGAAAAGAGGAAUAGAGAGGGACUUAAGAGGGAAUUAAAGAUGAAACCAUGUUGGCGUGUUUGUCAACUUUGCCCUGAAGCUCAGUAUGUGUAUGUCUGUGUGUGUGUGUGCGUGUGUGUGUGGACGCGUGCGUGUGUGUGUGUGUGCAAUUACAGGCACUUACAGCUGUGGAGCCUAAUUAGCCUUCGACAGCACACUCAUUAGUCUGGUUCAUACUGCAAGGCCAGUGAAGGAGAUUUGUCGUCUACUGCAGGGCCAAAGUGCGAUGGUCUGUCCUCAACUGGUGGAUCAAAGAGGAUAGUCUAGUUUCUAAAGCAGGGCCUAAACUAGCUGGAAUAGUUUUGUGCUUCAUACAGAUGUGCAAAACAGUGAAGCAAUUUAGAAAAUGAUGAUAUAAGACUAAAAACUGUACUGUGUAGAUGUUAUUUUUUCAGGGCAUGCAGCACAAGACUUUUCCUGUUGAUUAGAUCUUUAUUUUAUAACCAUGCUUCGUGUAAAACCCUUAGACUGCAUAAAACUCUAAAGAAGCUCUCUGAAGCCCCGUAAUUGUGGCUGCCAUGUUGGAAAGCCGAUUUAAAGGGAUAUUCCGGUGUAAAAUGAAGUUAGGGUCAAACACACUGUAACCCUGUUGAGAGAUGAAUGUUGCAGACCACUUGCUUCUCUGGUUAUACCAACUUUAGUAACAAAUGCAGAUAGCAAUACAGAGAGCUAUGCUCACAACCAAAAAGCAAUUCUAUAGCCACAAAUAAUGCUCAGAACAGCACCUACCUUCAUCAACAGUACAUAUAUGGUCCCAGCCACAGCACUAGCCACCAAACAUCUUUUUAGCUUUGCCUAAUUUCUUCAGCAAAGAGACUAAAGAAGAGACUAAAGAGGCUAAGAAAUGAACAAGAAGCUGAAUACAGAGAUCUGAUAAGAGCCUUCAGUGACUGGAGUCACAAAAACUGCCUCCUCCUCAACACCUCAAAGACAAAGGAGAUGGUCAUAGACUUCCGUAGAGCCAAACCCCCUCUUCAGCCAGUGAGUAGACAUCAAAGUGGUGACAUUAUAUAAAUACCUAGGUGUACGUCUGGAUAAUAAGUUGGAUUGGUCUAAGAAUAUAGACUUCAUCAACAAAAAGGGGCAGAGCCGCCUCUUUUGCCUGAGAAGACUAAUCAAUAGACAUCUGUAGUAAGAUGCUGCAGAUGUUUUAGCAGUCUGUGGUGUAGAUCUACAGUGUUCUGUUCUACGCUGCAGUCUGCUGGGGAGGAAGCAUCAAACACAAAGAUGUAAGACGUCUUAUCAAACUGGUGAAAAAGGCUGGCUCAGUGGUUGGACUCAAGCUGGACUCAGUGGUGGAUGUGGUGGAGAGAUCUACACUGAGGAAGGUGGAGACUGUUCUCAAGAACAUGGGUUACCCACUACACAACACCUAGAUAGACCAAAGGGCAAAUGGUGGUGGACGGCUCCUCUCUCUUCGCUGCAGGACAGAAAGAUUUAGAAGAUCUUUUGUACCAACAGCCAUCAGGCUUUAUAACUCUUAUGUAAAUAAUAAAUAACUUUUAUAGACAUAUUAUGUGAGACAACAGACAAUUGAAUUUCCCUUCGGGGAUCAAUAAAGUUCUUCUUAUUCUUCUUAUUCUUAUUCUUAUUCUUAAACACAACUCACCCACUCGCUUCCAGCAGCCGCUUGCUUGUGCAGAGACCUCCAGGCGAAUCCAUCGACUGCAGCAGGGUGACACAGCUCAAGGAAGAACAUUUAUGAUAAUUUCUUUAUCAUUUCCUUGAAGUCAUGAUCAUCAUAUUAAUCAUUUUGCACUGCAGACAUGGUAGUUCUUCUGCCUUAGCGCCUCAGUCUGACUGCAUUUUCAUGAGGAAAUGGUCAUAAAUGUUCUUCCUUGAGCUGCGUCCCCCGCCACUGCAGUCGAUGGACAAGCGGCUGCUGGAAGAGAGACAGUGAGUUGUGUUUAGUCUCUUUGCUGAAGAAACAAGGUGAAGCUAAAAAGAUGUUUGGUGGCUAGUGCUAUGGCUGGGACCAAAUAUGUACUGUUGAUGAAGUUAGGUGCUGUUCUGAGUAUUAUUUGUGGCGAUAGAGUGGCUUUUGGUUGAGCGCGUGGCUCUCUGUAUUGCUAUCUGCGAUCGUUACUAAAGUUAGUAUAACUAGAGAAGCAAGUGAUCUACAACAUUCAUCUCUUAAGGGGUUGUCUAACUCUGUGUUACCGUGUGUUUGACCCUAACUUAAUUUUACACCAGAAUAUCCAUUUAACCUAACUUUUGGUUGUCCAAGAAGAUCCAGUCAAAGAGGUGGAGCUGAGGCUGGCUGAAGUCUGAUUUAUACUUCUACACCCUCCGUAUAUAUCUGAAUAUGUUCCUCCUAUAAAAUUAAAGUAUGUGUGCAAAUGCAGACAGCAAGCUCUGUGAUUGGGUAGCAUUGUAUUUCCUGCAUUGACAACAUUUCUGGAGUCGCUUUACAUUUGUCACGUACUUCAUCUUCAGACGUCUCUUCUCUUUUUUCUGUGCAAUAAUCACAGUUCAAUCAACUAAGACUGACCAGACUUGCUCAGACUCAGUGGCCAAAGUUACAAGAUCAGGUUUUAAUUGUGCUGUGAUUGUGAAGGGUGACAUAGGCCCUGGUUAAACAUUUGAUGCUGUUUGACUUAUGGAUCGCAUCCUGCAGACACCUCUGCAGACUGACCAGUCGCCAUGAUGGCUUUGUGCACAGUGACAUGAAGGGAAACUUACACCAUCGUAAAUGAAUCCACUUUUAAUUCUAGGAGACAAACUGCUCUGAGGCAGGGUUCGGUGACUUUAUGCAAACUCUGUUCUAUUUGUUAUGGUCCUUUUACAGUGAAAUGCUAACACUGAUUUCUAAUUGACUGUUCUGAUCGCUUUAUUGUAAUGCUGAAAGAAGCGUUUUGCAACUGUGUGGAUGGUCAAGUCCCCCUGUAGUCUAGAACUAUCCCCUAUAUCCACUUAAAACUGAAGCCCCUUCUGUGUUAUGUGUGAGGAGGACUUUAUCUGGGCAGCCUCAGACAGACAGUAGGAGUGUAUAUUCUGUGUUGGAGUGUGAGAGUGUCGGUCUGUCUGGUGUGGAAGCCUCAUUAGGUGAGCAUAUGGACUGAUCUGCAGACGGUCCAGCGGUGAUGUGGAGCAGAACGGGUCUGACUCAGCACUCCUGCUGCUGAAUUACAGCUGCAGGUUUUUCUCUUCUGGACUUUUUAAUACAGCAGAGUCACUAAAACUCGCCGACUUGCCUCCACAUAUCUGAGAUGCUUUUAUUUCCCGGGUGAAGAUUUUAUGAUGUUUUUAAUUGGUAAAAACUGAACAGCUUUAAUUUAAUUUCUGACCUUUCCUCCAGACAGAGAGCGAGCGUCCUCUGAGUGAGAAACUACCUGUUACUGCGGGUCAGUGAGCAGCUCUGAUGAGGGCGGCGGCAGAUUGCUCAAAGGCACAUCGAACAGAAGAGAGGAGAGCAGAGGAAGCAGGAGGGGGAGGAGAAAAGGAGGCUGCUGGCUGUCAGGUUGAAUCAUCCUCUUAAUCACUUCAGACGGAGAGACGCUCUGAGUGACACAUCUCUGUCUGGCCUUCUCCCUCACUCUUCCUCUCAGUGUCCCUCGCUCAGUUCUGAUUUCAAUUAAUGAGCUUCAGCAAUGAAGAUGGAGCUGCCAAGUCUGUUUCCAGGACCACAUCCAGUCAUAACUGGCUGUUUUAAAAUCACACUCUUAAUAUGAAUGAAAAAGUGCCACAUUUGCAAGUCAACAAGUCCGACCUCUUCCUCAUAACAACCUGAUUUAGAGAGCAGAGCAGAUGUUCCAGUUAGUCUGGCAAAACCCUUUGUCUCUCUAGUCCCUUUCACACACUACACUGCUGAAAAUUUCCACAUGUUAUACAGGUGGGCUGCACCAAAGACAGACAAUGACCAAUAACCCACCCUGUUUUGUUUUUUUCUGACAGCCCCUGAGCAAAACACCCAUGUAGAGCUGACUGAUAGUUUCUGAUUGUGCAUGUGCAAAUACAUGCACAAUCAGAAUGUGUUUUUUUCUGCUUUGACCUCUUAACUGCAGAGCCAGCUUACAAGCACAGGGUGAGAAGGUUAUUAUUGACAGAAGCCUGUCCACCUCUUCAACAAUAGGUCCCCGUUCACGUUCAUUAGGAUCAGUGUGUCCCCUGGUUGACGUGUCAAAACAAUCACCAAAACCCGCUAGCAAGAGGCUACAGAGAUGUACAUCAAAGAAUAAAAACAGAUUUUUUACAGAUCUAUAUGAUGGGAAAGUUGCUCUUUUUUUUACAUUCUUUCUUCAUUUGUCGAGAUUUGUUUGUUUAGUACUUGUAGCAUUCAACCCCCAGCUCAAUGCCUGGGAUGUGAACUCUGGAGCGUGCUCAGAAUGCCUCGACCAAACUUAGUCUGAUUAAGCCUUAUACUUCCCGUACUGUGAGAUGCAUGUGUAAAAGCCAAGUGUCUGAAAUUAAUCAAUAAAUGUUGAGAGUUCAUGCAAGAAUGGAGCUUCUAUUACCUGAAAACUAACUUUAUUUUCAUUUUAGGCUCAUUCCUCCCUUGGCAGUCUCACUUUCACCCCCAUUACGACACCCUUGACUGAAGCAGUCACAAAACUUUGUUUUCACCACUGAGAGCCCUAAGGACCAGUGUUUGAACAAACCUAAAUCCCACCAACCACUUCCAGUUCAUCAGGUGUUGAGAUGUUGAGAUACCAGCAAACUUGUAGUUUUAUCAACUUAAAUAAAGGGAAACAUCAACUUAAAUGUAGAGUGAUGACAGCAGCUGAAGAAAGCCGCUGCUCUACGGUGACAGUCCUGUCCACUUCUGACUGUUCCCUCAAUCCAAAGACAUCCAAGAUAACAGCCAGCUCUUGAGGAAACAAAGAUAUCAGUGUAAGUAUUUCUCUUUUUUUAUGUUUCAGCCCUGUAACUGCCUGGUGAUCUGUUAAAAGUCUAACCUUGCUUGUCCCCCAUUUCUUUAAGAUCAGCUCCAGCCCCCAAACCUUUAAGUGCCUAGUGUCGAAGAUACUGGCUGCAUGAUACACUUUGAUUUACCUGCAGGUUUAAAAUGCUAAAAAAUUUACUAUGAAGUGAUAUUGAUUUAUGCAAACAAAAAAAGGACAUCCUUAUUUUCUUUUUCUCUCAAGUCUGUGAAUAGAGCGAGAAGGAAGCUGCACAGUUACUGUAUAAAGAUAAGGCUGCACGCUGCACUGCAUUCAUAUUCUCAUAAAGGAACGUUAAAGAUGGCUGUAAACUCAGUCUGAUCUCCAGACUUUAGACUCUCUGCUGGACUUCACUGUAAAACUGUCAGACCUGCAGAGGCUGUUGAAACCUUUUUAGACACAAACUCAUGAUGAUAGGAAGAAUUUAGGUCCUGGCUUUGUCCUAAUUGAUACCUUUCACACAUGCAGAGCACAUCAGGACACUAUGACUCCUGAGUUCUCAGGAAAUACUCUAUGCCGUACUCUUGAACCUGAGCACUGAACCAGCUUAUAGAAGAAAAUCUAUUAGCUGACUCCAGAGGAAAAGAAGAGAGGACAUUCAUAGAAAUGUAGUGAAGUUAAAAGUACAGUGAGCAAAAAUAUAAACAUAACACUUUUGUUUUUGCUCCCAUUUGUCAUGAGCUAAACUCAAAGAUCUAAGACUUUUUCUAUGGACACAAAAGACCUAUUUCUCUCAAAUAUUGUUGAAAAAUGUGUCUAAAUCUGUGUUUGUGAACACUUGUCUUUUGCUGAGAUAAUCCAUCCACCUCACAGGUGUGGCAUAUUAAGAUGCUGAUUAGACAGCAUGAUUAUAGUACAGGUGUGCCUUAGACUGGCCACAGUAAAAGGUCACUAGUUUUAUCACACAGCACAAUGCCACAGAUCUCACAAGUUUUGAGGGAGCAUGUGAUUGGCAUGCUGAUUGCAGGAAUGUCCACCAGAGCUGUUGCCUGUGAAUUGAAUGUUGAUUUCUCUACCAUAAGCCAUCUCCAAAGGUGUCUCAGAGAAUUUGGCAGUACAACUGGCCUCACAACUGUAGACCACGUGUAACCACACCAGGCCAGGACCUUCACAUCAAGCAUGUUCGUCUCCAAGAUCGUCUGAGACCAGCCACCUGGACAGCUGCUGCAACAAUUGGUUUGCAUAAGCAAACAAUUUCUGCACAAACUGUCAGAAACUGUCUCAGGGAAGCUCAUCUGCAUGCUCGUCGUCCUCAUCAGGGUCUUGACCUGACUGCAGUUCAUCAUCAUUACCAACUUGAGUGGGCAAAAGCUCACAUUUGAUGGCUUCUGGCACUUCGGAGAGGUGUUCUCUUCACGGAUGAAUCUCGGUUUUCACUUUACAGGGCAGAUGGCAGGCAGCGUGUUUGGCGUUGUGUGGUUGAGAAGUUUGCUGAUGUCAAUGUUGUGAAUUGAGCGGUCCAUGGUGGCAGUGGAGUUAUGGUAUGGGCAGCCAUAUGUUAUGGACAGCGAACACAGUUGCGUUUUAUUGAUGGCAUUUUUAAUGCACAGAGAUACCGUGACGAGAUCCUGGCAUUUCACUGUGGCCAGUCUAGGGCACACCUGUGCAAUAAUCACGCUGUCUAAUCAGCAUCUUGAUAUGCCACACCUGUGAGGUGGAUGGAUUAUCUCAGCAGAGGAGAAGUGUUCACUAACACAGAUUUAGACAAAUUUGUCUACAAUAUUUGAGAGAAAUAGGUCUUUUUUUGUACAUAGAAAAAGUCUUCGAUCUUUGAGUUCAGCUCAUGAAAAAUGGGAGCAAGAACAAAGUGUUGUGUUUAUAUUUUUGUUCAGUGUAUAUCUGACUCUUAAAUGCAGUGGGGUACAAGUUAUCAGUUCCCCCUGAAAGAGAAAAUACUUAGAUUAUAUACAGGUACUUUGCCACUGUUCACUUCUCUUUGUUGGUUGAAAAGCACACUCUGCUCCACAAAGUGCUUCACAUCACCAACUUCACAAUGAACUCUGUCUCUCAGGAAAGUCUGCAGGACAAGGACUUGGGGAAAGUGCAUCAUUAGGUGUUGCAGGAUGAACUCCAGAGUCCUGCGCACCUCCGAUUUUGUGAGAGCAGGAGUGCAGAUAGUGAGAAGUGUGUGCCUAAUGAGGGGGACUCUUCUGCUGUGGAGACUGUUAUCCUGUUGAUAUUGAUACAACAAACGUGGACAUGAAUGCCAUUCAAUUUAAAUAUCUGAAUGCAGUUUAUGGAGAGUGCAAGCUCGACACCCUGCAACUUUAAAGAUGCCAAUAACAUGCCUACCUGCUCGCUGCAAACAUGAUUAUUUGCUCUUUUUACACACCAGCUCAGUUAGACUGAACUGACAUCAAACUUGGAGCUUUCAGGUUAACAUCUGUUCAAGGAUGAUUUCGCUAAUUUCGAUAUUUCAGUCUUCAAAGCAGGGUGACGUUCCGACAUGUUCAGGUGUAACACAUGUGUAAAAGGAGCUCAAAGAAACAAAAGCAGUUACUAAUGCCUGUCUGGGAUGACUCUUUGUAAGCCAGACUGAUAUUACUUGAAAGAUGCAUCAGCAGUAUAUACAGUAUAUGAGUGGGAUUCUGGUAAUUUGUUCUGCAUGCAUGGUUGAAGCGGGCAUCUAAAACACCAGGGUUAAGGCUGUGAAUGCAGGACUGUAACUCUAGUCUCGUGCAUGAAGGAAAGAUGUCAACAGUUGCAUAACAGACAUCCAGUCUUGGUUGUGGAUGCUGGUUUUGACUGUAAAAUGCUGUGGCUCACAAUCCAUCUCUGUGGACACAACUCCUCGGGAUUGUGUACAGAGUAAAAUAUGACAUCAUCUUGGCUGAAGACAAAGUGUCUGCAGGAGAGCAGACUGCAUGAAGAUGCUCAGCUGCUGAGAGGCUUUCAGUGGAUGUCUGUAGCGUGACGGGGACGUGACGAAGCUGCAGUGUGGAACUGGGACGCGGCGCAGAAACAUCCAGAGAACAUCCGGGGCUGCUGAGGGCGAAAGGGGGGCCAGAGCUGAGAGCAGAGGGACAUGUGCGAUUAUUCUUUAUUGAGCGAGCAGCUCAGUGUGGACAUCUCUGAGUCCGUCUGACUGUGUUCAGCUCACUCUGAAUGGGUAAGGUUUGAAAAAAAAGGGGGGCCUCUGCUCUACACCCUCCCCCUCCCCACCUCCUCUCUCCCUGCUCUCCCCCCUCUUGAUGCUUUGCCCCCAUUGUUCUCCUGCCUUCACACACGAAAACACACUGGUAAAAAACAAUGCCUGAAACGUGAAUGGAGCAGCCACCACAGGGAGAGUUGUAAGAUGUUGGCGCCCAGACUAAAGCCGACUCUCUCUCUUUCUCUCCCUCGCUCUUUCCCUCACCUUCUCUCUCUACCUCUCUCUUUACAUCUCGCGUGCAUCCUUCUCUAUGAAUCCCCCAUUUUUUAAAGCCUGCGCGCACAUCACGGUCUGCUCAGCGGCGCGCAGGCAAAUGAACCCUCGAGAAGAUAAUUUCUCUCUAAACCCUCUUAACUAGACGAUGAAAUUUAGGGAGGGGAUGAAGAGAGGAGGGGGGGUCUUUGCAAAGGGGCGGGGCUGGUGGUCUUUAUAGUUGCCAGGGGCAACCAUAGGGGAGUGAGGGACGUAGAAGGCGUCCUGUUUGAGCGUGCAUGUUGGCGGUGUGUGUGUGUGUGUGUGUGUGUGUGUGUGCGUGUGUGUGUGUGUGUGUGUGUGUGUGUGUGCGUGCGUGUGUGUAUGUGUGUGUGGGUGUGUGUGCAGCGCACGCGUUCAGGACCUGCCAACGUCCUGCUGCGCGACCCCUCGCGCCAAUUCUAUGUCACACAAUUGACCAAGAGUGAGAGAAGGAGAGAGAGACACACGCUGAGAAAGAGAGGGAGAGAGAGAGAGACAGACAUACAGAAAGAGAGAGAGAGAGAGAGAGAGACGCAGACGCGCAGUGAGUGAGCGACAGACAGUGAGAGAGAGACCUAGACAAAGGCGUGGAGAGAGACAUAGAGAGAGAGAGAGAGAGAGAGAGAGAGAGAGAGAGAGAGAGGAUGGCUGGUAGGAUUUAGCCCCGGCAGCGUCUUUUCCCGUCGAGCACAACAAGCUUAUUACCUUUCUCUCCACGCGCCUGGAAACGGAUUUACGCGCACGAAAGGAGGUUAGUUUAACUCAUUUAUUCACAUUUUCUCCCCUUCUAUCACCCCGCUGCUGUUUGCAUUCAAUUUUGCCUUUGAUUCAUAUUUUUCUUACCCUCUAAAUUGACCGUUUUAUUCGCUCCCGUCGGUAUGAGGCUACAGGUCGCGGGAAUGCGUUUAAUGGCGAUUAGUGGGCGGGUAAUUAGCCGUUAACGGUCAUAUUAACCUGGUAGUAGUAGUAAGAAGGAGAGGUGAUGGUGACUGGGGGGUACUUGUGUAAGAAGGUCCUUGUUUUUGUCGUGGUUAGAGGGGAGACUGAAUGAGUGGCGGCGGUGGCGGAGGGGGACAAUAAGCGGGGCUGUUGUUUGGCGACGCUGCUGCGCGCGCUGUUGCCCCCAAACCGUUGAUCCAGCCGCUCCAGGGAACGACAGGAGGGGAGAAGGAAAUGAAAAAUGAAGGAAAUAUGCAGCUGGAGGUUUAAUUGUUUUGUUCAAUCAGAGCAGAGCCCGGAUCAGUCACAGAGACUGGCUCAGGUCUGGUCGGAGUGUCUGCUCGGUGGGCUGCGGGAGGGUUUUUGUGCGCCGUUUGGAGCAACAGAGGCGGAUAAUCUCCGUUUUUUGUGCUCAUAUGUUCAUGUUGGAGGCUUUAGCUGUGAACUCACGUGGGGUCUUCUUUGUGCUCUUACAUCGAUGCUCUGUGACAUUUCUGUGAUAUUUCUACGCUGUAAAGGGGCGUUUGUUGCUGGGGGGGGGGGGGGGCAGACAUAGACGGUCAAAUGUUAACUCUCCUGCCUCUGUGCAUCUGACAAGUGUGUCUGUCAUCUGCUGUCCUGUGCGUAUGUCUGUGGAUAUGUGCGUGUGUUUGAAGCGCGCGCGGUCUGAAGAAUAAUACCACCAAAAAUCCCAAAGGCGCAUGGAGUUGUUUCUGCGCCUCGACAACAAUAACAACACGAGUGCAAUAAACCAGAGAAUAUUACACAAUGCGCGCGCAGAGAGACAGAAAAAAGGGGCGGGGGAGGGGGGCAAGGGGGUGCGAGGGUCCAUCAGCCAUUUUUUUCCGAUGAAGCGCGUGUAAAAAGCGCACACACGCACGCACAUGGCGACAGACAGGCUGAAAACAUUAUAAUCACAGCCGGGCGUCCAUGUGUGAAAUGUAAACGAGGUCAGCGAGGAAGAGGCUGGAAACACGGUUAUUUACAGCAGAAAUCACACAUUUUACAUCAUUAUCAUUAUUAUUGUGAUGAUAAUUUUUGUUGUUAUUAAUCUCAUGAAUGUGUUUUGCUUGGAGGAGGUUUGAUGAGUGCGCAUGCCAGCCUAUCUCCCCCCACAAUAGACAAGGGGGCUGCUUGUUGGGAAUUUGGCGCUUCACUUGUUUUGCUGAAAAAAGAAUUCAGUGUGAGCCCCUCGCUCUCUUUAUCUCUCUCUCUGUUGUUGUUGUUCAUGGAGAGCCCUCUAUGAACCCCUCUCUUGCUGCUCUUUUAAAGCUAUUGAUCCUCGUUUGUAUCCCUGUCGAUCGACUGAUUAAUUGAUCAUUUAACGCUCUUUGCGCGGCUCACUCAGUGUGUGUCGACACACUCAGCCGCCUAUUGUUUCCACUGUAAAUCUGAUUGUAAUAAACGCCUUAAAAUCGCUUCAUUAACCUAAAUUAAUCGCCUCACAAACAUUUUCAUAAUAAAUGGACGUUAUUAUAUUUUAUGUAACGCAGUUGGGGGGAUUUACAGUCCAGGGCCAGUCAACAGUCAAGUCUUGCAUCAUGUUUCUGUUGUUAUCCUUGUAUUUUAGCUAGAAAUAUCUCCAAAAACAACCUUUUUUAAAUGUUUGAAAUGUUUUCGCCUAAAUCGAUUUUUUCCGACUUUCUUCCUUUGUUUUCUUCGGUGCCAGUAAAGGAAGAUCAGAAAUAAAAACAAGUCGCCAUAUUAGAAGCUUUUUUUGCCCCCCAAAAUGGAGGGGGAGGAGGCUCAGAGGAGCUCAUUAGCAAUGCAAAUUAGUUUUUCUUCAACGGGGCUCGGGCACCUGCUGUCUCGAGCAUGCGCGCACCCGGCUGGCUGGCUGGCACCCCCCUUCCCACCCCCCGCUCUUCUGUCUCGGGAGCGCGCCUCCCUCCCUCUUCUUCAUUAGAAUCAUGUCCAUGGAGCGCGCACAAACGCGAUUGGAGCUCUGACGGAUAUAAACAAGAAGAAGAGCCCGAGCGCUCUCCUCUCCGUCUUUAAAAGCGUCUCUGUGUGUCUCGCGCUCUCUCUCGAGCAGGAGCAGCCGUUGGCAUAACAAAGAGGGAAGGGGAUGGAGAGAGGGAGAGGAGAGAUGACAGAAGAGGAAAAGGGACGGCGAGUUUAUGAAGACAAAAUUAAUGGAGAAAGAUAAAAUAGAAAGAAUGAAACUCAGGAAAGAGAGUGAGGAUGAGGACCACACAAUGUAAACAUUCACGGUCUUUUAUUCAUGGCUUUAAUAUGUAAAAAUGACAUAAAUCAUCAUUAAUUGCCCUCGUAAACAUCAGUCCUUAUUAAUAGUAGGAAACAUGGCUCUAGCUGUUAAAAAUACAGACAUUAAUAUUUAAAUGUCCAUGUUACACCAGAGAGUAGUAUAAAUGUAUGGUAUAAUGUCCAGGCUAUGUACUGCUAUUGGAUGCUAUACUUCGGUUCUGAUAAAGUUCUGGAGAGUAAGGUUGUGAAACGUACACAGAAAAGACUUCAGGACAACUAAAACAGAUCAUUUAAAACUGGCAAAAAAUGUCACGAAAAUUAAGGUGGAAAGUUGACUGAAAUUAUCUGUAUUUUUACACUCACCCUAAUUAGAAAUUCACAGAGAAAACCCACACUUUCCAGGGGUGUGUCCAGAGGUGUUCAUGGGUGGCAUGUGCCCCUCUAAAUCUGAUUUUCCACCCCACAUUCUGCAAUUUUGAUUGACUGUUUGGCCAAUAUUUAGAUUACAGGUAACUUUAUUUGCCUCUCAAAUGUCUAAGCAAAACUGUUCACCCCACCUCUUGUUAGUACCUGGCAAAAAAAGUGAUGCAUUAAUUUUGUGCAUGUAAAAUAAAGAUGCGUGUUACUGAGUUUGAAAAUAUUGGAUAUCUGCAACAAUCAAAUGUUGUGCAUCCCUUAGUUUGAGGUGUAACCUCUGAUAAGCAUCUUCAUUUUGACUAUGAUGAAUUCAGCAUUGUAGAUAUUAGUAAGUUACUCUCUUACAGUUAAAGAUGUAGACAGGGUUCUAAUAUCUGUUUAUGCCACCUGUGCAUGAGUCAGGGUCCCAGCCAGACCACCUCAAUCAAAUAGCCUGGACAUGCCCCUUCCUGUAUGUGCCUGAAAUAUGGAGUAGGAGCUUUCGACUUGUGUCAGUUUUGGUGCCCCCUAUGGACAAAACAGUCUGUGCUAAUCUUGUCCUCUAAAUGCUCUGGUAGUGGCUCAUCAUGGUUUUAUCAUUCGUCAUCUCUUGUGAAUAUUUGAUGCAUUAACAGUAAAAAGAGGACUAUUUCUUUAGUUGCUUGGCCGAUACUUUCCCUCACACAGAUUUUGGCCAUUAAAAGUUAUUCUUGUUUAUUUUCUGAUAUCAUAAAACCACAUCGAUAUGAACUUCAGUCGAUUUUACAGUCAAAAUAUUCCACAGGAGCUUUAAAUCACUGCAGAGAAAGACUCCAGAUUCAUUGAUCAAAACAACAUUUCUUCCUUGCUGAGCUCAGGAGUUGCUGGUUUACCUCUGAUUCAGUUUGUUAGUUCAAAUUUCUUAGAAAAAACUAAAACUAUAGCUGCAGUUUGGCCUUUUUUUUUUUUUUUUUUUUGCACAGGAACAGUGUUUUAAGUGGCCUUCAAAAACGGUUGCCAAAGUGGGCUCUUAGAAAAUGUCACCACUUUAGUUGCUGUGUAUACACAGCAAUGAAAGUGGUGACAGAGUAUACUCUGGUAAUAGGCAGAUCCUGUGGAAACCGUUGCCGUUAUGCACAGGUGCAUGUUGAUCUUCGUCUGUGUUUCACUGCAGAGUUGUACCCCCUUUCUUGCUUGGCAUGCACACACCAGCAUUUUCAGCUGUUUCAGCAGAUCCAUGUGCACAGGGAUCAUGUUUGCAUUGGCAAACUCAUAGUGAGCAGCACUAUUCUGGUCUAAACAAAGCCUUAUUAUAUGUUCAAUGAAAUUGGGUCAGAUCUGAAACACCAGAGCUGCUCCAUCAAGGCAGAGGCAGACCAGCAACCCCUGCUCAGUUAAAUUACUGCUUUUGUCAAUGGGGUUUGGUUUCUUUGAAGGGAAUGAUGAAAUAGCUGUUCAGGGAUCAAAACAAACCCUAACCUCAACACAACCUCUGGCCCUGAUCCGUUAAGCCCAUAAAACAAUAAAACAUGAAAUAUGCUGUUUGUCUGGCUCAAUAAAGGAGCUUUAUGGUCAUUUUGCUGCUAUGUCACAUGAGUUAAACAGCCGGCAUAAAAAAUUCAAAAUCCUAAACAAUGAGGGAGUACAGGGUUGUUGAGAGCAGGACAGCAGAGAAGUUAGGAUGCAAAAGGGCAGAGAUGAAUGAGGAGAGACAAAUCAAGAGUGUUCGAAACAGAACAAAAACAAUGGAUGAACAAAGGACAAAGGAUAGAUGUUUGAUUUAAAAGAAAAAGAAAGAAGAAAUGAUCUGAGACUGAGGAUGGAGGGAUGACAAGACAAUUAAGGAAAGAUCUUAAAGAAAGAGAAAAGAAGAGAGAAGAAACAUAGAGGAAAGGUAGAAGAAAGCACAGGAGACUCAUUUACAAAAGAUUCAACUGAGGUUAAAUGUCAGGAAAAUAAAGCAGAAGAUGAAAAUUAGGUUGAAAUGACAAAUUCAAGGAAAUAAGGAAGGAAGCUGACAAGAGGUCAAGGAGGACACAUUAAAAGGAGGAGAGGAAGGGUAUAGGAAACACAACUGGAAAAUUGGUUGAUGGGGUGAAAAAUAAAUCCAGAACAGUAACAAAUGAGGAGAAAGUGAGAGGAAGGCGUGCAAAGACUAAAAAGGAGAAAGAAAAUUGGGGUAAAGAUGGAGGAGGAGAAGAAGGAGGAGGAGACCUUCAGGUUUUUUGGCCAACAUGAUGCUGAAGGUGCAGAUGAGGAUGAAGAGGAGGAGUCUGUGGUUCAGUGUCUGCCUAGUGCUCGCCAUCUAACUGCAAAAAAUCAGACGGGCACACUGAGGGUGGAGGAUGGAAAAUGGUUGUACAGACAAUGAACAUGGCGUCUGCUGAGGCAACACAAGGAGGAAAUUGUUCAGUGAUGUGCGGCACAUCUCCCUUUCAUCACAUGCACAUCAUGAGGGGGUUUAAAUCAGUACAAUGCAUAAAACCGGUGUGCAGAAAGGAUUCACUGCAUCCUCAUGCAGGUUCAUUGAUAGGCCACUCUGCACAUGUGCAAAGGAAUGUAACAUUUUUCUUCUCGAAGCAAUUUUGAGCAUGAAGGACGACAUAUUAUGAGCUUUUCAGAUUAUUGUCAUUUUCAGAAAUUAAACAACUUAACUUCACGGUUUUAUGAAAGGAUUCAAAGCUUCACUCUGCUUGACCACAGUAUUUCAAUAUUUCACUCUAAAAGGACCAUUCCAGAGGUUUUUUUUUCAGCAGAAAUAGCUGCCAAUCUUGCAGUGUGAUCUGCUGGCUUGCAUGUUGACAUCCUUAACAACAGUCACAUUCAUUAAGCAUGCUCCCUGCUAAGUGCAGUGUUUCUCUCCAAAGGUUAAUGUUUAAUUUCAUAAAAGUGUAGGAACUGUUUUAUAGUGUGAGUAGAGCCAAUCUUUUUCAAACGGGAAAUAAAAUCCUGCAGAAAUGUAGCUUUUUUUAAACGCACGCUCUGAUACUGCAGAGCACACAUUCCCUAAACUGACUGAUAUCUAUCUUUGCAGGCUGUUGAUCUUGUCAGUUUAUUCAAAAUUCACUUUGACUUACAGAAAGCGUUGCACUGAGUUUCAUAGAUGCAGUUUUUCUCUCAGCUUUACCUCACAGUCGCAUGUUUAAUGAAGACAGAUGGUGAAAGUCUGUAAUCCAUCAUCACAGAACAGUAACAUCAGCCUGACAUGAUGUGUUCAGUGUGAUGGAUCACUCAGGUCCAGGUGAAUAAAGUCUCUGCAGGUAGUUUUUUUACACUGAGGCGUGAAAAUCACAAAAAAAAAACAAGACGCUUUAGCCCCACAAUGGAUCAUCUUCAUCAUGUGCACACAUAUUUUUACCAUUGUGCAAACAAGACCACUUGUGCACCUAUGCAGUUUUUCUUUUGUGGAAAAGUAUGGAAAUCACCUUUGCAGAACUCUCUGCAGAAUUCAGAAGUACCAUUGGUGGGAUUUUUUUAAAGUUACUGUAGAGUGAGGUCCAUUGAAUGAACAUUAAGGCCACAGUAUAUGAAGGAAAUGUUUUUCAGGAAGUGUCUGGGGCAGUUAUUAUCUAAUUUAAUUGUUUGCUCAAAUGAGGCAAUGCAUUUUUUAUUUAUUGUGUGGUGCAGCUACAUUAGGGCUGAAGAAAACAUCAACACACUUCAGUAUCCUUUUUGUCAUUAAUCAUUUCCCUAAAAUUUUGCAGUUAUGUAGUUUUUCUAAAUACAAAAAAAAAAGCUUUUUAACUUAUUUGUGCACACCAUGACUGCAUCACCAUGAUCAUCUUUCAAAAGUCCCUGUCUUCCAGCUUGACAGCAUGUUGCACAAAAUAGUCACUAGAGAUGGGAAUCACUUGUGGCCCCAUGAAACAAUAUUAUUACGAUACUUGGGCCACGAUACAAUAUUAUUGCGAUUUUUAACAUUUUGCAAUACAGUGAGUAUUUUGAUACGACUUACUGUGAUUUAUACCAUUUUUUUUUAACUGUUUAGCUAAAUUAUCAUUUGUCUAUUCUUUAUGUUUGUCAUAGAUUUCAUCAUACUGUUGGUCCAGAGAAAAUCUUUCCAAUUAGGAGAUUGUUCAUAAGAAUUAGACUAAGCCUUUAGUGUAAUGAAGCCAAACUGAUCCUGAAGGGUCUCAAAGCUGCAUUUUUCUAACGACCAGCAGGAGCUAACUCUGCUAGUUACUGAAAGGGUCUUGAGCGUGCAGAAACUUACAAGAAAAAAAGCCGAAUGUCACUCAAUAUUUCAACACAACUCUUUCUUCUCAGAAAUGAUAGUCUUUUUGGUCUCUUGGUUCAAGUCUGCUCUGAUACAGCAGGAUGCUCAUUUUGUUAAUUAUGGUCCCAUUUAGAGUCAAAGACACCAGGAAGCAGGGUGCUACCUGUGAUUGACAAGUUGCUGAAACUGUGACCUGCUUAGUCAAAUUUAAGGCCUCAAAAUACCUUAAAAAACUUCCACUAAUGCCCGUUUGUCUGCUUCUUUCACAUAGAAAUGCUGAACUGACGCUGUUGUCUGAGCCUGUCUCUUCAGUGUCUUCUGUAUCUCAGGAAACAUGCUUGAUUAGUGUUGUUCUCAUCUGCCGUUUUAAUGACCUACUUUUGUUGGUCAGUUUUUGUCGGCGCUCAUUCAUGAAGCAGAAAUUCCCCAAAUUCUCUCUGGCUUGAGAUUUCAACAUUUGAGGAUGUGCUGCAUUUACUUGUUUGUGCAUCACAGUCUGCUGGGUUUCUUUUGGGUUGCAUUGCAGGUCAGAAGAAACAAGUUGUUUCAGCAAAUGAUGAAUUAAAAAACAAUGGAUUUAGUGGGUGUUGCAGCUCCAGGGUGGAUUUUUGUGCAUUCUGGUGGUUUGGCUCAUAAUGCUGCAGUCCAUCCUUACUUUCACAAACACUGAUGUGUCUCCCAGCCUGAGAGCUUGAAAAGACAAUGCUGGAGCUCCACCAGUGGACAGGGUCAAAGUUUGGAUGCUGCACAGCAGAUAUGAGGAGAUUAUUUGACCAGAAAAUAUAAUAUGGAGAAAAAAACCCUCUGCUGGAAGACUUAGGAGAUAACAUCAAAUCGGUAUUAAGCUACACAGACAGAUAGCGUUGCCAUGGAUAAAAUAUUUAGCUGGCUUUCCAAAUCAGCCUCCCUCUCCUCUCUUCACUCUGCAUUUGUGUGUGUGUGUGUGUGUGUGUGUGUGUGUGUGUGUGUGUGUGUGUGUGUGUGUGUGUGUGUGUGUGUGUGUGUGUGUGUGUGUGUAUGCAUCUUCCCCCCAAAUCCUAACCGGCAUGCCUGUUCGCUGUGGAAAACAGGGUCAGGCCGGAGAAAAAAAGAGAAAGAGAGCGAGCACAUGAUGGGCAGAUAAAGGCUUGUCUGUGUCUGAGGGAGAAGAGAGCGAGGAGGAUGAGAGGAGGAGGAGGAGGAGGAGGGCAGCGCGAUGAAGGGGCCUCUGUUGAAGGAGGGACUCGCGGCUCUAUAGAAGACUCCCAGGGUGGACAGAAACAAGGCAUUUAGUCUGUGAGUCGGCCUCGCUAACGCCAUAAUAGGCUCUUAUAAUGAUGCCACUAUGGACAGGGAAGGAGGAGAGAAAGCGCAGAAUGUCCCUUUAAACUGCAGGCUGGUUGUGAGGAAUGUGGAUAUAGUGUGAUGAGGAGGAUGAACUGGUGGAUGAUGGGAGGAAGGAGAAGAAGAUUGGAUCUGGGUGAGGGUGAAGCAGAGUUAGUGGCUCAUAAAUAUGAAACUCAAACGUGUUUAAAUUGAUGAUGAUAUUGAAGAGUGGGAGUGGAUGUUGAAAAGACAUGUAAAGAAGAGCUGCAGGUUCAGGUCUGAUCAGUUUUGGGGGCUUGUAGGCUGGAUGAAAGGGGGAAAUCAGCUACGUACAUCUGCAGAUAAAGUAAAUUCACUGGAACAUAUAUUUAUUGCAGAGAGGAUUCUACUAAAACAUUGAUUUAUUUAUUUGCAAAGAAACACCCUGCCAAGCCUCUUUGUUUUGAUAAACUGAGGUCGUGCAUGCAGACGACUUUCAGGAAUAUUUUAUGCUUUCAUGACCUUAAGGUGAGCGCAUUUUUAGCUUUUUUGCAGAAAUUAGUUGGCUCUUAAAGUGACACGGACACAUGUUUAGGACUUCAGAGGAUUGUGACUGACUUUAGGCAUGACCCAUACAGGCAUGACGAUUAUAUUGGAUAUUAAAUGCUGAAAUUUAGGCAAAACUUGACAUUCUGAAAGCAGAAAACUUGUGUGAGGUUUUUAGUUUGAUUGUUGCAGCCCCAACUUGAAAUGCAUGAGACACAAUAUGUAAUCCAACCGCUUGAGAUGCAGUAUCAGCUUAGGUGGAGCAAAGAAGUGUUGUCAGACUACAAAGGAAAUACAGUUUGAUAUAUGAUUGAUUAGAUGAUGUUACAUCCAACCACCUUCAGAAGUCUGCCUCAGAAAAGCCUCAAUCAAAGUGUGACUGUGAGCUGUCACAGAGAGGAGGCAGAAGUCUUUAAAUGAGGAAUCAUACACAGUUAGAGAGUGAACCAAUUCUGAAAAGUAGAGCCGACACUGGUCUUCAGAACAACAUUUAGCUGAUGCUGAUACUUGUGUCUUUAGCAGUACUUUUUAGGAUUAUUUUUAGUCUGAUUUGCAAAUGAGUGGUGAGACUUGAGACAAGUUAAUAGUUUCUAGACUCUCCUCAUAGGUCCAUUUAAAUGUCUGUGGAUUAUGUUUGAAAAUUGCUGUCGUCCAUCUUUCUCAUCAACAUUUUCUUUCAUGUUUGUCCUGCAGAGAACUUUUGCUGCCCUUUAAGAAACUUUUCUGAAUCUGUGAUACGAUGUAAUAACUUUCUAGAUUUACAUUGAUGUGAUGAAGAUAAAGACAGGAUGCUGCAGGAGACAGAUGUUCUAUAAUGUCGGCAACUGACAUAGGUGCAUGACAUAUCAACUGUCCUGUCAACAAGGCCAAUAUUUGCAGAUACCGAUGUUCAACCAGUUGCAUCAGAUCAUCAGAUUUCCAAACAGCAUUUCCUGGAGGACACUUGUAGAGUAGCAUUUGGUUAAAUCCAUUUUGUGCGUGUGUGUGCAGUAUUUGGUAAAUGGAGUCACUUUUCGGUCAGUUUUGCCUCCAUUAGAUGGGUCAGUUGAAGAGAGUUUGAAAAUGCAGACAGCAGUGGAAGACCAGCAGCAGAUGGUUAUGGCCUGUAGUCCAACCAGUGCGACACGCUCUGUGCAUGGGGGUGCAUGCUUCAAGUGCAAAGUCAAAGCAGCCCCCUGUUUCUCUUAACGUGUAUGUAACACCAGGCGGUUAAAGUGCAUGUCCCACAUAGGAAGGCAAAAAACCUUGGUGCAGCAGUCGAAGGUCUGACUCCUGCCCAGACCUUUUCUGUCACUCUGCAGCUCUAUCAUCGAAAUAUCAGAGGUGGGAGUGGAAAGAUGAGUUAGGAGGGAAAAACAAUCAGGUCUGCGGUAUCUUGAUAAUGUUUUGGUUCAAAGAGUUACAGAUUUCAUUCAUUUCAUUUCAUAGAUUGAAAGUUCAAGUUUUAAGGCUUUGUCUCUAAGGAGGAAAAACCCUUAUAAUUUGAUUCAUUUUGGAUCAUGGUAGAUGUGUUUGGAGCAGAUUGUAUUGUUGCAGAAAGAGAGACAGAGCUGAGUUUGGAAGAUGGAUUUUUUGGAAAGAGAAGAUGGCGGAGGUUCAGUCUGUGAUGCUUCUCUGCCUCCAGUCACCCACAGUUUCAUUCAGACAGCCAGUUUUGAAUGUGCACGUCUUUUUGUUCUUGACUUGGAGGUUUUCCUGCAGAUUUAGAGAAUCAGAACUCAGUGGGAAGAUUUUCACUUUAUUUUUGGAGAGGAGAUAAAGUUUGAGCACCAAUAAGGAGGCGUCUUUCAAAUGAAAUUUGGCAUCUGCUGUCAUUAUUGUCAGAAAUGACCUGCUGUACACACUCUACUGAUUUGCAUGGUUUUUAUGAACUCCUAGAUGCUUAGAUUAGGUCAGGUGUUAAAGCUUUGAUUGAUAAAGAUUGGAUUUCGUAACUGUAACUACAUAGAGUUUUAGAGUUUUCUUUAUGGUUGGACUGCUGAAAAGAUGUCAUUAAUCUAAAGAAUACUGAAUUUGUCUUGUCAUUGUGAAACUAAAUUUGAGUUUGAUUUGCAGUAUUUUGCAGGACUGAUGAUAAAUCAAAGUUUUUCUCUGUUGAAAUGUUCAAAUAAACCCGUCAAAGGCCUGCAUGCACACAGCUCCAAUCCCAGUCCAACCUCUGUGACUGAACUGAAUCUCUGCUGUUUAGUUGUACAAUUAAAUCAAACAAAUUGCAAGACAUUGAGUUUAGGUUUGCCUUCUGUGUGACCUGUAACCACGAGAAUACAGUACAUCAAAUUUAUUAAAACUAUCAUCAACAAAUAAAUCCAUGAGGAGAAUAAUCCUGGACCUCGGAGCUGCAAAAUCAAAUCAGUUCUGCGGUUUGAAUCUUUCCUCUUCUGACAUGCUGACAGGUUAAAUACAUCAGUGUAAUAAGGCUUGUACAAACAUAAAAGGGAAACGCAAAUGAGUGGAAAUGCUGCACAAAACACCCAUCAAAUGAAGAGUGUUUCAGUCUCAGACCAAGCAACAGAGGUGAACAAACGUCUCCAGGCUCUCUGCAUCUCCAUGAUGAGGAAUAACAUUUAAUUAUCUCCGCAACCAUCAUUUUGUUCCCUGCAGCUACAGAACAGAUAGUCAUGGAGGGAAAAGCAUGAAACUUUAUUAAACUGUCUUCACUGCAGGAUCUUGGGAUAAACUCCUACUGCUCUGAGGGCCGCGGCUUUUAGAUUGUACGUUUGUUCUGCAGCUUUUCAUUGUAAAACUCAGAGGAAACCUGCGCCAACGUCUGCUUGAAGAAUAGCCUCUGUGUGUGUGGGUAUGAAGAAGUUUUACAGGUGUUUCAAGCUUGUUUUACUUUCACUUUCAGGUAUCCUUAACCAAAGGUGGUUAAAACACAAACUCUUCAAAAGCAAAAGGUGACUGGGUCCAAAGUUCAGUACCCAUCCUCAGUACUGCUUUUGUACUUCUAAUAAAUCACGGCAGCCUCUCUGUUCAUCAUGAAGAGGAAGAACAAAUGCAUUGAUCAUACCUGCUCAGGUGUGGCUCCUUGUCCAAGGUGCCAUCACACUCUGUGAAUAAAGCAAACACAAAUGAUGGCAUUACAGUGUUUGACAGAACUUCUUCUAUUUGUAAAAGCAGCUCAUAAAAAUGUUCCUGCGGCUCUGCAGGUGUAUCUUAGCCUUUCUUCAGUGCUGCUUUCCUUUGUUGUUAUAAAUCUUUAUUGAUGGAGUUUUUCUAUAUUUGUCUGGUGGAGACACACAGCUUUUACUGCUGGACGUUGUCCUUCACAUCACAGAUAAACAGUAAAAUCUAUCUCGUCCAACUCAGUGCAGGUAUGUUGCUAAAGGCCACAAAGCAGCAGGUGCUCAUUGGUGGCCUCUUGCUUUCUAUCUUAAGACUAUCCAAGAAUUGCAGUUGCAGGAUUGUAGUCCUGAAACAAUGGCUGCUGGUUGCACAAACUCAUAAUGUGCGGAGGAAUUGAAAUAUCUUCUAUUCAACUGACUUAAAGUUAGAAAACGUAAAUAAAGUAACACUGGUGUAGAAAAAUAUCAAUACACUGAAGUGUCCUCACUGUAUUUUUUAAACCAUCUUGAUUCAUUGUUGAAUAAAGUUUCAUAAGAUUUUUCUGUUUGUUACAAAAGUAUUGAAAUAAUAUAAAUGAUGAAAUGCAAAACAAUCAAGUUCUAGGGAACUAUGGAAGUAGCUCCAACAUUCAAGCAACACAAAAUGUUCGGCUGUCAUCAUGUGGGACGCUGCAGAGACUAAAGGUCCCUCUGUUGUGACUGCGUCAAAGAUCAGCCCUGUUCGCCUAUAUUUCUUGCACAUUGCUGCAUAUUUUCAAAGUAAAAGUCUGCAAAAACAUGAUUCACAUCGAUUGGUGAAAACCUUCGAUUGGGAAAGCUGUUGUUUCACCGGGAUGAGAUUAAAAUGACACAAGAUGUAUUUAGGCAAAGUCAAAAUGCUAAAGUUAAAAGAUCCUUUUCAUCCACACUCGGUUUCCAGUGUUUCAGCGUCAAAGUUAAUCCUGCUGAGUUUGUCUUUCAUGAUGUGCAGCAGGCUCUGUCUGUUUGCUUCUAUGUCAUCUCUAACAAAGCUUCUGCACUCACAGUAAUGAUGUUUCUUAACUGUCAGUUUAGGAAGAAAAUAUUCAUAUUUGGUGCUUUUGUUUGAAUAAGGUUUAAAGAUGUAUCUGCAGGAUGACGUCAAACCUGUUAACUGAGGCGACUCAGGAUCUAUUUGUAAGUGGGACUGCAGGUGAGACUGAGGGAGUCUGAGCACAAUCAUAUCUGUUUCCUCAUGCUCUGCAGACAUGUGGUUAACGUGUUGUGGUGCCCUGAGCUGCUGUGUGUGUUUGUGUGUGUUAGUGUUUAGCACAGAUCCUCCUUCACAUGUAAACCUGCGUGCAGUCUCUCCUGAUCCCUCUGAUGGAUUUAACAGGCUUAAAUCAAGUGUCAUGUAAUUUGAAACUUUAUUGCUGCAUACAGGAAAAUCCUCUUUUUUUCCAGACCACCCCAGCCAAAGAGGUCAGAGGUCAGGGGUGAAGGUCUCCUGCAGAGCUGCAGCAGGCCUGCAGGAUUAGUUUUUUUGUAGGAGGAGAGUCAGAGAUGGAGUUAGAGGUGUUUUUAGUGCAGGGGGCGGUUUGUGGGUGUUACAUCAUUCUGCAUCUCAGUCAGCAGGUUAAAGGAACAAUCUGGGGUUUUAAUCAAAAUACAAGAGACGCUUCACCAAAACACAGGAUUGGAUCUGUUGUCAGCUCACAGCAGAGCAGAUUUAACAAAUAAUUUCAUCUCAUUCAAAGUCAGAUUUUUCUCUCUACUGUGGGGUACUCUGAUUCUACUAAAGCUGUUACGCAGAGCAACUCUUACUGGCCUUAUUUGUACUGCCGAUCCAAGCCCCUCUUUAGUGUAAAUGUCACAAAGGGGAGAUGGUUGGACCUGUUUGUCCAAAACCUGGGUAAAGUCAGAGCAGGACUUAGCAAUGCUGUGUGUGUGUGUGUGUGUGUGUGUGUGUGUGUGUGUGUGUGUGUGUGUGUGUGUGUGUGUGUAUGUGAAGCUCCUGUACUGGAUUGCAGAUUCAGUGCAAAGGUACCAGACAUGGAGAGAACAGAAAAAUACUCGCUCUGAAUAAAAAAAAAAAUACUAUUACUUUUAUGAUAAAACUUCCAGUUUGUGAAUCUACUCAAGUAAGAGUGAAAAAGUUCUACAUUUAGAGUUACAGCUGGUUUAAAAUGCAAGAGAAAAAGACAAUCCAGUAAAAGAUGUGAUCACUCCUUAUUUAAAGCUUUUUUACCUGCCUUUAUCGCCUCACUUGUCUGAGUUGUUGCACCAGCAUGCUCCUGAUUCUCCAAGGAUCCAGGCUAAAUAAGCUGCUGUAGUGUCUGUUUUCACACUGUAAUGCAGUCCACUCUUAGAUAUAGAGCUAAACAGACUCUCUUUAAGGUUUCAAAUGAUUGCUCUGAUACCUGUGUGUCUUUUAUCGUGUUCUCAUUUGACUGGAAAUAUCAUUCAUUCUUUAAAGUCAUACUUGAGGUGAUGUGGACUCUGCGUCUAUCCAGGUGAAGUAACUGAGUAUUUUUGCAGCUUCUUUAGUCAGUUGUUGCCUUUGCAGAUGAUUCCUGCACCCUCAUCAAUUCUUGUAUUUUUCUCAGUCUAUAUUAGUUGGGAACAAAAUUACACCAUCAGUUUUGAUCAAAAUCAUGUCGCCCUUGUUACUUCUUGCCCCUGGAAAGUCCUCAGGAGUUGGUGGAGCUUUGCCCUGUCACUGUUGCAGACCUCUUGUAUAAAACAGGCUUCUGUUUAGGCUGGGAUCAGUUACUGAAGCGCCUCUUAGACUGAGUGGAGGGCUCAGAUUUCACUGCAUUUACUGUAAUUAAUCUGCAUGUUCAGAAUUAUCUCCACAGAAAAUAAUUGAUCAGUUAAUUGAUCGGUCAAUACAGAGGAUGUGAUCAAAUGUUUCUGGAUCUAUCAAAUCAAUUUAUCAUUUCCUGCAUGGUUUGCAUUCAAAUAUUGUGCUGCUGUAUUAUCUAUUUGCUCAUAUUGAGCUCAAUAUUUGGUGUGCAGUCUGCUGUGAAAUCUGAGUUUGCAGGGACGGAGUUGCACAUGGCUGCAGAUCUGUUUGAAGCUUUUCUUUAGCUCUGAUUUAAUGUCUGCUGUGGUAUUUUUCUUUGCACUUAGUUUCCAAACAUUAGACGGUUAGAGUCAUUUUUCUUACUGUACAGCUUGACUGUUACCUCAGUGUCAGGAUUUGUAUGAUGAGAUUCUUGGUGAUUCACGGGCAUGCUCUCCUGCAGAGUAGUACGUUCAUUAAAAACAUAAAUGUGUCUGUAGGCGACAGUGCAAACAGCAUAAUGUCAGAGGGAUUUUCUGCUUUCACUGCUUAUUUAAUGCAUAGAGUUAGAUCUUAAAGCAAACAAGCUGCUGCUCCAAAACUCUAGAUGAGAAACAUUAGAGGAGACUUUGUGUCAUUUCUUUGUAUAUGUUCAAAAACAUCUUUUACAGACAUGAAAAAGACAUUUAAAUUCAUCCAAAAGAAACAAAAAAGCAGCUUCUGUGCAAAUGAGUGUAAGGAAAUCCACAUCAGUGCAUCUGCUUUUGUUAAAAGGUCUAAAAAGCUCAUUACACGAAGGGCAAUGAGCCGGCCAGAGUUUGGGAAUCACUUUAGUAAAAACCUCUCAAAGAUCUUUUCUUUCUUUGGAGGUCAAACAGUUUUAUGAUGUACAGGCUUACAGGCCAAACACACAUUGAGGUUUUAAAGAGGUUUGAGCAAAAACUUCCCACAGAUCCCUCAUCAACUUAAACUUUAUUGUCCCAGAGGGAAUAUUUGUCCUGCAGCAUUAGGAGCUCUGUGGGAAAUGAUGAGUUAGAUGCAUCAUCUGAGAAAUUUAACGUCUUUUUAACAGCCUGGAAAAACAAAAAAACAUCAGUUUGUUCAUGCAAUUGAAGAAAAAGACUCAAUGUAGCAUCUUGCAUGUAGAGCAUGACUAUCUGUGCAGAAUUACAUGUUUUCUUAUUGGUGGUCUUUUCAAUCAAAACAGACAUUCAGUUGAAAUCCCUCCAGAAAUGCAAAGCUGCACCUCUUUCUCUCCUAGAGUGAUCCUGAACAAACCGUCUGCUGUGAACCAGCACUCUGCUGAGAACCCUGCUUCACAUUUUUCCACCAGAGUCACUGAAUUGAAAAUAAAUGGACCCUGACAGCGACGCACAUGAGUGCCUUUCCAGAUCAACCCCCUUCCACACCCCGACCCUGCCCCUGCUGCAAAACUACAACAGCAGGGUUAAUUAGGGACUUUAUUUUGAAAAUAUAGGUCUGCAUGUUAAUGAAAGCAGAAAGAGAAAUUCAAUUCGGCUGCAAAGAAGACGAGUAGCUUCAGGGUGGAUAGUUGAAAAAAAAGAAGUAUGAGUGUGGAUAAGGAAACAGAUCUCACACUGGGCCACGACAACAUCUGCAGAACCUGAAUAAAAACAAUUUAUUAAACCACAGACAGUGUGUCACCAAAAAUCUGAUACACUGAUUCAUCUCCAGAUUAAAUUUAGUGAAUCAAACAAUCAGGAAACAGAAAACAGAAGUAAAUAGGCGCUAUACUUCAUCCUCUUUAUGAAAUUAUCCAGAAAUCGAAGAUAAAGAAUGGACUAGUUUUCGAAUAAAGUUCAAACUAAGCCAAGGGCUCAAAAUGUUGAAACAAAAUAAUCUUAAUAAACUCAAAAGGAAAAUAAAAUUAAAAGUCUGGAAAAACGUCCAUUGAAAAAAAAAACAAUAAAAACAGGAGAGCAUGGAGCACAUUUUAUGAGGGUGUUAACUUUCUUCAGUUCAGUGAUUAUUUUAUGAAAGUCCUCUGAGUUUUAAAAACAGGGGGAAAAAAAAAGUAAACUUACGACAUAAUUAACAUCUAACUCAGCCCUAUGAGAGGGGUAACAUGAUCUUAAUGAGAUGACUUUUAACAAAUGUGAGCUGUUCCAGGUAAGAUUCAUCAUGUCUCCGAACACUUUCCAGACUUUGGUCUUCCGUAUUUAACUGCUAGCAUGGAGCCCACUUGCACUAAACAGAAGCUGUGACCCAUAAACAAUACCAAAGAUGGUUUCUGAACAUAAAGUUUUGCAUUUUAACUCAAGUUAAUCUGCUCUGUGUAGUUUUUCAUCUAAUAAAACUUAAAAAAGGAGGGAAGAGCGCUUUCACUCGGGACUAUGGAUCUAAAUUUGGCUCUGUAGUUAGUCUUUGCAGCAACAGGGCGGUGUUAAGGGGGAUUAAACUGCAGCGUUUCUCUUCAUAGUAUUAAACAAACAUGUCAUCAUGUGUAACAGGCCAGUUGUUGCUGUUUGUAUAGUGCAGCUUGGAGCUCUAAGGCGCAGAGGAAGAAGUAAUACUUGUUGUUUGGGUAUGAUACACUUUGUUGGUUUUGAGCUAGCAGGGGAUUUAGGACUAUCUCGAAACACAGAAUGUAAAUAGAGCCGAUCUUUAAGGAUCCGAAUGUAAAAUGCUGAGAUAUCAUGCACAUAAAAUACAAUGAGAACCAUAAAUGGAGUGUUUGUAACAGACAGACAGAAAAUAUUUCCCCAACUGAGUGAUGUGGCGUCCUGUGGGCUGAAUCCAGUUUAAAUUGGCUGCUCUCCUCAGUCUGGAUUAGACCUGGGCUUAAUACCUUUACACUAAAAGGCCUGUGUGUUCCCUCAGAAGGCAAUCUGCAGCAGGAACACACCAGGCUUUAAUCCACAGCUACAACAACAACAACAACAACCAUUUAUCUGCCUGAAGCUUGCCGCCACGCCAGGCCUGCUCAUCCUCGCUCCAUGUCAACAUUUUGCAGCUCACACGCCUUUCAUAUGAUGAAGGCAGUGAAGAAAACUAUGGGAGAUAUGACCAAAAAGUGAGUCGAAAGUGUGGCAUGGAUUAUGGAGCCAAUGGUCAACCAACAUUUGUACUGUGGAGCCAGGCUUUGGUUUCUAGCAGCCAUCUUUGUUUGGGUCAGAGAAUAAGCCUCAUGUAAACCAAUUUCUGUUGCAGCAGAAAAAGCAGGAAAAUGACUCAAAUUACUGGGAAAGAUUGUAUGAGCAAGAUUGAAAGUUUGUCAUUUAAUCAUAAUUUAAAUAAAAAAAAUCCCCAGAUGUAGUUUCUGCAGAGUGAAAAUUCGUCAUUUCUAGUUUUUCUUUUUUCUUUUUUUUUGUCUGAUGAUCGAACAAAACAUUAAUUUUUAUUUAACAGAAAUUGUUGUUAAUUUGAACUUGAAAAGCUUCAGGGUCCAUAAAGUUAUACUGCCACCAAGACACUGUGUGCAUAAUGCUGUAAAUACAUGCUGGAAGCAGAAGGAGGUCACAAUCUGGCUGAGGGAGAUUGUUGUUGGUGUGAUCCUGUUUGAACUGAUCUAAAAUGAAAACCAUAAUCCAUAGCAUAACUUACAUAACCUCAGGCUGCACAGAUUUCAGAGAUAUUACCCACCAAGAAAUGACAUUAGUAUGAUGAGAAACAGCAAAGUAAACACAGUUUUCUACUGCAGAUUAUACUGUGGAGAAAAAUUGACUGAGCUCAGUAACACAUGAACAACUCCAAAACUAGAAUAGUAAGACUAUUUCAGUCUAUUACAAUCUGUUUUAUGUGUAUUGAGUUGAAGUCAAUGAAAGAUGUCCAACAUUGUCAGGUUUUCAAUGAACAGUAACACUUAAAAACCUGCCUCAGUUAUUAUAGUUUGUUCAACUUUUAGUGAUUGUAAGGAGGGAUAUUAGAAAACCAAUACCUGCAUACCACUAAAGAGACUUGUGGAUUGUUUCUGAGGCUGUGUCAUAUCAUGUCAUGUUGUAUCUUAUUGGAUUGUACAUGCAGCACUGAUAUAAAUGUAUGAACUACCAUCAUACUAUUAAAAUUUGCUUUCCAACUCCUGAGCAGAUGAAGUAAAUGUUAAAAAGUAAAACCACUGCAAAAAUGCAAAAACUGCAGUUCCUCGUGUAUCCACUUGGGGCAUCUGCAUUAGAGCCCAUGUGUAAAAGUCCCAUUUGUGUCCUGUACAAAUGAAAUGAAUUAUUAUUAUUUUUAUUAUUUGUAGCAGAAACAAGAAUGUGCACAGCCUGGAACAGAUAUGAAUUUCAUAGCUACUUCAGUUUUGAGAAGUCAAGGCUGAGUCUCGUGUGUUUGUGUGCUUAAUAUGGGGCAUGGUGAAUUGAUGGAUAUGUGCACAUUGUAGCUGAUUUUGAGGAGUUUUAAGGUCCGCCUCAGCUUCACCUCUUUGCCUCUGUAGGGAACACAUGAAGAAGGAACUUUGCAAGAUACCAUGGUUUGUUGUCAGGAAACUUUCAGGAGUGCACACCUUAAAAAAAGGUUAUUACAGACGUCAGAGGUGUAAUUUUAGACAAAAUCAGCCUCUAUCUUCAUCAAUCACUUGUUUCUGGAUCAGUAAGAUGCCGUUGCUUUGUGCAGAGCAUCCAAUCAGGUGUCUGUUUGAUACAGAGCCUCUGUUUAACUUUGAUCUGAUUGGAUCACAGACAGUCAUGUGUACGGUGUCCAGCAGGGACAAAUUUUAAAGGAGGCGGAGAACAAAGAUGUAAUCAGGCAUUAUCAUUAAUCAAGGCAGUCAAAGUGAUAAGGCCUUUGUAUCUGUGAUUCAUCUCACCUUCACCUGCCGUUUGUUAGGAAAGUUAAAAGGACUCUGAUUGGACUAAACGUUUAAUGCAGGGUUUUAAAGCUGUCCAGUGUUUUUCAGCCUUUUGACUUUCUUUGUGCACGGAUGUGUAAAGGAAACCUGUUAAAGCAGCUACAAAAGAGCUGAAAUGUUGCUGCUGCUUUGACUCAGAGAGGCAGCAGUGCAGAGCAUAUUUCUCAGCUAUCAUUACACAUCCAGCUGCUGCAUGUCAGGUCCAAAAAUCCUCCAAAUGAAACUGUAGCAGAGGGAGAUCCUCGGCUGAUGUUAACUAUGUCAGCAGGAGGAGGAGGGAGGAUCCGUUUGUCUGUCCGAGGGCAGGAUUUUGUAAAAACUCAAACAAAUCUACCUGAUUCUGGCAGCUGGUUUGACCUGAUGCCACAGAAUAUUGAUUAGAUUUUUAUUGUUAUUUUUUCUGGGAUUUUUCUGUGUAGUAGUGAGAGAAAGGUGAGCUUUAUUUUUUAAGUCUUCAGUGAAGUUUGCAGAGAGAAUUAAUCCAACUGAUCCUAAAUAAAAAGGAAUAAGACCUUAAGGGUUUCUGUGGGACAGAAAGGUGGAUUUUAUUCAGCAGCAGGUCUGCCUCGCUGUUCUUAAUCGUGAUAUUAGUGCUGGAGUGGAGUUGCUCUUGGGCCAGUUCACCAAAUAUGAGCUGUGCCCGAGUCACUGUGGCCUGAAUCAGAGAGUGAUUCAAGUAUUUUUAAAUCAGCGCUUGUUUUAUGUAUUUUGAGGCCUAAGUGACUAAUGGGUUUAGAAAGCUUACAACUUGCUCCAGCAUUGGCUGUAACUAAUCCAUGGAGGCCAAAGUCCCAGAUCAAAGAUCGCCAGCUAAAAGUUCUUGUUUUCAUCACUAACAGGCUCAACUGAGUGUCUGACGACAUUCAGCGAGGAUCCCUACAGAGAUAGACCUCUUUGUAAGAGAAGUAGAUUCUGGGAAACAGGAAGAGUCUUAUUCACCAAAAUUCACUGAAACAAACAAACAUGAACUUUCUGAUCUCAUCCUGUCUGUUCAUCAGAUUUUGGUGUUGUCGUGGAUCUUUCAAGAGUUCUGUGAGACCUUAAGCUUAAAGACAAUAAAAAUAGCAGAAUGUUUCACCUAAGUCCUCCUGAAAGCUUAAAAACUCUCAAAUUCAUGACUUGGGCUUGAAUGAUGAUUCAGAACGAUGACUCUCAUUUAGGAGCAGGACAGAUUUUAAAAAUAAACAACAGCCUUUCUGCUCAUUCUGUCCCCGAGCUUUUCAGACACUCUCCCUGCUCUUUUCAUCCUCCCCUUCUUGCUCUCCUCUCUCCUCUCUCUUCCUGCUCCUCUCACUGCUCUCCUCUUUCCUCCUCCUGCUCCUCUCCCUGCUCUCUUCAUCCUCCUCUCUCUGCUCUCCCCUCUCCUCCUCCUCUCCCUGCUCUCCUCUCUCCUACUGCUCCUCUCUCUCCUUCCCUCUCUCUUCCUGCUCCUCUCUCUGCUCUCCUCUCCUUCUCCUCUCUUUACUGUUUUGAUCACCUGGUUGGUUUUUGUCACCUGCUCUAAAAAAACCCUCUGAGCCUGUUUGUGAUGAAAACAUUUCAUUUUGUGGAUCCUAAACUUUUCAUCAUUUGGACUCAGAGAUAUGUGGAAUCUUUUGAAGCACCUUAAUUACUCAUGUAUUGUUUGACCUGUUUUUUCUCAGACAGGUGUUUCUCGGCCUCUUUUUGCCUAACAGCCUGGCUGUGUGAAUGUAAAAGCCUGCAGUCCUCCUUCUGCCUGCCUCCCUGACUUUCCAGCAAGAACUCUGUCUUUUGUCUGCCUUUGUUGUAUCCACACAAUGAGCCGUACAAACAGAGAUAAUGGCUCACACUCACACAGUUUCUACUCUAACUCAUUCAUGCUCUUUUACGUGGUCGCAGAAUGAAAAAAAGAGAGAUUGAGAUUGAUUUUACAUUCCUGCACACUUGCCUGUUGUGGAUUGUUGUGGACCAUUUUUGGAUCGCCUCUUUGAGAAAGUCACAAACACUUACAGAUGCAGCUUUCCACAAUGCUGCUUUCAAAUGCUUUGAGAGUUUUGUACUACGUUGUUCUCAUCUAUUCAACAGAAAUAGAAACGUCUUCCUCCACAGCUGCAUCCUUCCUAAGUAGAUUUAGGGUUUCUGCCACCUUUUUUAGACUUCCCUAAACACCUGAAAUCCUAAAAUGCCCGCUUUGAACAUUUAUUGGAAAGGUCUUAGAAAGUUUAAGUGCCUGAGAGUGACACUUUUUCUACCAAAGUCAACAUUUCACUGCUGGAUUUCACCUUGUAUUUGACUGAGGCUCAGAAAACUGCUGCUUUACGAUGGGUUCAGACACCCCGAUCUUCCUGAAAUCUAAAAAUGAUGCAUCAGACACUUGUGAAAAGGCCUAGUGAGGCCUUUAAAAAUGGUCAUACAAAGAGAUGCCAUUGAAAUCAGGAUUCAGUCUCCAGAUAGAGAAGACUUUGAGCCCAGCCUGGCUGGAAAUGAAUUAAACCAGUGUCUUAAACCAAUAUGAAUAAUAUUUGGUAGAGAUUUUCCUCACUCCAUGAAUCAAAAUCAUGUCUGUUGCACCUUUUUUUCUUGAGUUUAAGCUUAUUAAGUAAAAGGCUCUCUUCAAAUCUUUAUUAGAGUCAUAUUGUGUCAUAUUCAGUGCCUUAUAAAGAUGAAAAGCAACAUCCUGAGAAAUGUUUAUCUUCUGAUCACAAGAUCUGCGUCGGUCUGCCUGGAUAAAAGCCUACUCACAUUUAUAAAGCAUAAAAACCUGCACCACCAUCUCUCAUCUCACUCCGGACACAGUUUCCGCUCCGCUUAGCCCCCGACUGAGAGGUCAGAGGUUCAAUUCCCACAGCAGCGGCUGUGUCCUGGAGCCUGAGUCUGAACGUGUACCAGCUCUUUAUCAGUGCAGCUCUCACUCGGCUCUGUGAAGUGUGAACGUUUUCCUGCAGGACUGAUUUCAUUUAAUGUGACUGAUGGGUUUGAUUAGAAAAAACUACACUCCCUCAGAGUUCAGGGCUCCAUAUUUCAUGACUACAUCUCCAUAUAUCACCUGAAAUGUCACCUUCAGUGCUAUUUUCAUACAUUAGGGUUUGUCAGCAUUAUGAUCGCAGCCUUAUAGAGAUGUUUUUUUUCUGUAAAUCAAAGGUCAUCCACUUCUCCUUUUAAAAUGCAGUUUAAGAGAAAUAAGAAUAUGUUUUUUUUUUCAGACACAAAGCUCAAUAAUCAUGAACGUGUUUUCUGUUCCAGUGGAUUAAAACGCUCUGUGUGUUUGUGCAUUUGAAGUCUAAACCCAGAGUCUUAAUCUGGUAAUAAGUGCACAUUUUUUUAACCUACUUUGAUUAUUAUUUUUGAGAGCUCUGUUGAAGCAUUGCAUGUCUCACCGUACCACACAGAUAGCCCGGCGACGGUCAGUUUGGACAGAUUUGAGUGAAACUGUCUUCUGUUUGUGAGCAGCACUUUUUCCCACACAUUUCGCUUACAGGCAGAACUUGAACACUGGCAGAGAUUCAGUUAAAUUCAAAACCUAAUUAACAGUAAACUGAUGUGCAGCCAAGCUGCUUUAUAAGCAAACAACAACCUUAUCAGAAAUGCAUGCAGAAGAACAAGGCCAGCAGAGGAGACCUCUGAGGAAGAGUCAGAGCAGAGGACAGCUCAAGUAUCUCAGUCAGCGUUCAUCUUUGGGUGAGAGGGCUUCAUGGCAGCUGCAGAUGUCUUCUUACUAAAGCAGGACAGAGUGACUAUCUUCUGCACUAAAUUGAUUUGCAGGGAAAUGCAAACAUCUGCACCAGUGUUUGCUUAAGAGCUCAUAAUGUUGACUCCAUUUGAGGCUUUUAUUGGUCAUUACAGAGAAAGCAGCUCUUUAUUUUUUAGACUUUGUUCUGAUUUCUGCAUUAUGCAUCAUGUUUUUUUCCCUCUGUUUGUUUCACUAAUUUGGACUCUUUUCUCUUGUUAAGAACUGCGCAUGCAACUCUCAUGAUUUAUGGUCAAAUAAGAGCCACAAUUCAGUAAAUAAGGAGAUGCUGCUCCAAAGCAGCAAGUAACUGAGUGCAUGACUCAGCCAUUUAAGCGGGUAACUUGUGUGAUUGUUGAGCAAAUUUAAGUCAGUAAAAUGUACCAGUUUGUAAAUGAUUAUUACAUAAAUUCAGAAAAACUUAAACCCUGACCUUGACAGAUCUGAAGAGUGUCUGAUUAUUGCUCGUCUCACCUUUACUCGACACUCAGAGCAGGAAGAGGACGCUGCAUUUACACAUUUACACAUUUACAUAUCAAGGCACUGAAAGGAAAGACAUCUGCACCACAGAGGGUUAAAGUGAGAACCAAAAGCAGUGUGUUUGUGUGUGAAUGCAGUCCCCCGAUGAUAGCAGGAAGGUGUGAAGAGAAGGGCUAUUAUCACAGUGUGAAGAGGGAAACUGCGAUUGGCCACUCGGCCGGCUCCCCAUUGACCUCCAUUAUAGCUGCAUUAACGGGAGAAUUAGAUUGUCAUCAUGGAGGGAAACACAUGCAGCUGGAAAUGCACCCGAGAGGGCUCACGUAAUGACAAGGCUCUCUGCAGAAGGAGCUGUUUGCUGCUGCUGCUGCAUUCUGAAACUUUCAACAACAAACAGAGUCAAUCUAAAGACAGGACACCAUCCAUGUAAUGAAGCAUAGUAUUCCAUUGUGAUGGAAAUAUUGGACCUGAUCCCCAGGAAAACACCUUACAGAAUAACACCUAUGUGUCUCUAGAUGCAGCCUGUCAUGAGUUUUAUUUAUGUUAAGUUUGUAAGUUUUCAGGAGAUGUUUUUGGAUGUGAAGCUACAACUGAAAUAAUAAUGAUGCUUGUAACUUGUAACCUAAAAGAGCAAACAAGACCAAAGAUUACUCCAGCAACUACCCGCAGACUCCUGCAGGUUUAGACAUAUAGCCAAAAUAUGUCAACGUGACCAUCCGGCAGGAAGAGGCAGGUAUGAGUCUGUUAGCAGGGUAAAACACUUUGCUGUGGCUUGUUUGUGAAACUUAAAAGCUAAAGGAUUAAUAAUCUGUGUUUCUGUGAUAGUGUGUGUCUCUGAGAAAGUAUUUGCAGAAUUGUAACAUACAUGUAGAUGGAAUCAGAAAAAUAUUCCCUGACUACAUUGUUUUUAUUUCUCGCCAAAGACGUCGCCAUCCUCUUUAGUGAUUAACUGAAAUCAGAAUAUAACCCGAACAAAGUCGAGGAGCUGAUAUUGCAAAACAACAAACCAGCAUGCAAACACCAACACUGGACUCUGUUGUAGUUUUUCUCUGUGUAACCACCAUGCAUGUGAGAUUAUACACUGCAAAAAUGAAACCCCUGGGAGUGUUUUUGUUUUAUUGGAUAACUUACUCGGCUUCAUUUACAUCAUUCACUUGACAAGGCCAAGAAAAUUCUGAUUUGAAGAUACCACACACCAAAAAUAAGAACUCAAACACCUGUGGCGAAUUAAAAAAAAAAACUGUCCAGUUUUUUCUUGAAAUAAGAAAAUGUCUGACUUUUGUCUUUUUCAGAUAUUCUCUAACCAUUACAAGAGAUUCAGGUCUGAUUUUCUGUGCAUCACAUCUUGAAAUAUCUCGGUUUUCUGAGACUUGUCUGGCGAAUGUGACUUCAAUUUGGCCUAAUAUGUUAUUCUUCGUGAUGAGACAUAAAACUUGCUAGGUUUGGAUUUUUGUAGCCUGUGUCUGCAGAACUAGAGGCUGCAGUUUCAGGACUGCAACCCUAGGACCCUUGUGUUGUUGGUGAGGGUUGGAGUUAGACACUAGAAAUGUAGUCUGUGGAAAUCCAAAGCACUCUGUGAUGUUGUUUCCAGCAAUAAAGUUCUUAGAAUUGCAGGUCCUGAAUGUGCAGCUUUCUGGUCUGCACACACAUGUGAUGUCAUCCAUGUGCACAACAUUGGUUUGAUACUUGUUUACAGGUUGACAUAGACUGUAUAUACUAUGGACAACUUGGUUCCGCCUAGUGCUGGACGAUAAUUCGAUAACAAUAUAUAUCGAUCGAUAGACGUGUGGUGCGAUAGAAAAAAAAACGGGUCGAUAAAAAGUUCGAUAGAAAAACACAGUUUCCCUUUCUUUUUCAUCAUAGCCUAUCAUGUAGCUUUUACUACAGUCAUUACUUCCUCCCAACCAAUCACAAACGCAGGCCCAGGUACGCUACGGCACCAAGCCCAGCCCCUAUCAAACCACAACAGACAGCACGUGUAUUAGAAAAAAUGUUACAGCAAGGAGAAGCGGAGGACAUUGUCCCGAAAAAAGGUUUCAGUAGUUCACCAGCAUGGCAAUGUUUUGGUUUCUAGAAGUCUGACAAAAAGCGAACAGCGGUCGUUUGCAAAAUUUGCAGAGAAUUAGUAAAAACGAAGUCUGGUAACACAAUCAACUUGUUUUACCAUCUAAACCGGUCGCACCCGCAGGAGUACGAGCUGUGUCGGCCGCGCCGUGGCUCCACGUCGUCGGAGGAGGAAUCCUCUGGAACCGCUGCCAGCACCAGCACAAAGCAAGUGAAGCAGACCAAACUGGACUUCGUUUCUUGCCAAAAAUACGACAAAGCGUCCAAACGGCAUAAGGACAUCACCCAUGCAGUAACAUGCUCCAUAGCGAGGGACAUACUGCCAAUAACUACCGUUGAAAAGCCUGGCUUCAAACAGCUUCUAGCCACUCUGGAAACCGCGAUAUGAAGUGCCCGGCCGCAAGUAUUUCUCAAACACAGCGCUUCAGGCAUGAAAAUGGGUCAGGGGUUGAAAAGGUGAGAAGGGUGCGGAGGAAAUACGUUCCGGUGUUGUGCUGUAGAAUGCACCCCUGCAUCCCGUCCACUCAUAAGCUUCUUAAAGUGGAAGAAAAUGAGCUCAUAUUUUACAAAGACGCGAGUAUUUGGAUCAUGGCUACUAGCAGGGGGUGCAUUCGGCAGGGGUGCAUUCUACGACACAACACCGGCGUGGAUAAGUCCUGCUUCUCGUGCUCAGUUUGCGUAUUAGGUCAAUCACAUGAUAAUUAAAAAAAAUAAAUCUCCCGACCCCGGGUGAAAUAUUUCAGUGUUCAGACACCAGGCUGUGGGCAGUUUCCCACACAGUUAAAACUGGUAGUAUGCUAUUCCCACCUAAAGCUAUUCUGUUUAUUUAUAUAUUUGUUUGUUUUGUUUAUUUUCAUCAAAAGACUAUUAAAAUAUUUAUCAGAUUUUCUGGUCACUUUAGUCUUUAUGUUUGUCAGUUAUGUAACACUUAAGUUGAUUUCUUUUUUUUCAAGUUAUUUUUUAAAAAACUUUCAGUUGUGGAAAAAAAAAAGGUGGUUGAACAAAGGUUUGAAUUUGAAUUCAGUGCUUGUGUGUUCUUUAUUAAAAGUAGGUCAUUAAGCAAUAGCAUAAAACAUCCAGGGCUGCAAUUAAAAUACAUGUUAAAUAAUUAUAAUAAUUAUAUUGAUAAUUAUUGAUAUCGAUCAAUAUGAUUUAUUUUUUAUCGAUAUGCUUUUUUUCUAUAUCGUCCAGGCCUAGUUCCGCCUACUGCCUGUAUAGGAAUUUGAAGCCAAAAAGCUCUUGGUAUUUCUGGGAUUUUUCUUCACUUCCUGAAACCAGCGCUGCGCAGUAGCGAUGCGCGUAUUCGGCCGUGCAGUCGCUGAGAGUUGCUGUGAUGACGCUCUACUCAAACAGUGUAUCCCCGGGGAGAGCGACGCAAUCCCUGAACGCCCAUAGGCUGUAUCAGGUGUCAAUCAUAGAAAACAUGAACCCCCUAAUAACUUUUAAAAACUGAGCUUCACAGAAAAAAGAGGACUUGAGCACAAACCAGUCUUACAGUAACUACAUGUCAACAUCACAAGCAGGGGGGAGAAAAAAUUAUGCUCUGUGUAAUAAAUUUCUAAAGUUGUCCACAGCAUCAUAAGGAUUGCUGGCAGAGGCAGGAUUUAUGACCUAUACUGCAGCCUGUUGCUAGAGUGCACUGUUCUCGGAGUGGCUUCACCCAUCGAGGAGGCGGACGCUGUCCAUUCUACAUACAGUUUAUGCAGUUUGACUGUUUUUGGCAGCAGUAGCAUAAAGUAACAGAGACACUGCCCCCUUCAGGCAAAGAUGUGCAUGCUGUAGUCUUAAUUUUGCACCAUCUGCAGACUGCCUUUCGCUCUGAACAGCUGUUGUGUGUUUUGUAGUCUUUGCACUGAUGUAAACAGUGACUUAAACUAAUACAGGGGUGAAUUUUGCAUCCCAGUGUGUGUCUUAAAAUGAAAAAUCAAUGCAGUAAUAGUCCGGUUAAGUUUUAGCACAAAGGAGCAAAAUAGAAACAUGAUUCAGAGAUGGUGAAAGCUCAGACAUGCUGUCACUGGGUUUCUUAUCUUUGAGCUGCUCAGACCUCACUUCUGUUAUAAUUACUCCGGCUUGAGUCACUACAGGAGGCUAUUGUGGGAGAAAUAGUGUUCAAUUGUUAUUGUGCAAAUGCAUUCAUUAAAAUGUUUUCUCCUUUUAGUAAUAAAAACAACAUUACGUUUUUUUCACAAUGUGUUCGUCGUUGUAAAUUAGCAGAUAACUGCAGGAAUAUGAGGGAACUGUUGUGUCUCAAUCCCAUUUUAAUGGAGAUACAAAUCAGCUGUAAUGGUGCAGUCAAACAUGCAAACACAGCACCAGACAGCCCCUUGUCUUUCACUCAAUCUGUAUUGAAUUUCCACUGAACCUCGUUUCAACCUGUUUAACAUCAGCGAUCCAGCAUGUCCUUGAUUUUCUUUCUCAAAUCUGACUUUAAAAUGAGGUCACAGGAAUGAUUGCUCAGAUCGCGCUCUCUUUUGUGAAGUCUGAAAAAAGGGGAAGAUAGAUAUGGAUCUGAGGAGAGACAGACAGAGAGAAACUGAUCGACGAAAAGAGGGAUAGAGAGUGACAGACAAGGAAAGGUGAAGAGACAUGCGGAUAAAUGGAAAUAGAAAGGAAGAGGCUGACUAAAAAACAAAUGACAACGUGUGAACGACAUGAGGACAAAAAAGACGGCAAAGACAGAGAUGAAAAGAGAUAAGAGACAGAAAAUGAGACGUGAUGUGAGAGCUGAAGGAAACGCAAAACUGGAAGGAUGAAGGAUGGACUGAGAGUGGAGAAGGCAGAGAUGGAGACAGAUGAAGAGAAAGAUUGAAGACAAGGUGAAAAGAAAUGGAGACAGAAAAAAGAGACAGACGAGCAAAUUCCAGACAGUGACACAGACAGACAGACGGAGGGACGGACGGAGGUGGAGUAUGAAAGGUAGAAUCAGGCGAGACGCCUCCCAAUCAGCCUGUCUGCACCAGUCCUCCGUUUCUUCCUCCCAUUCUGCAGCCCCCUCCUUUUUUCCCUCCCAUCCCUCCAUUUUGUCGUCCUCUCUCUGUCUCUGAUGCUGUUCCAACACCUCAGGGCUUCAGCCUCACAUCCACCAUCCAACACGCUAAUGCUCCUCUGCUGCUGCAGCGUAAUCACCCACCAAGAAAAAAAAAUCCUCCCAAAAUAAAGAGAAACUGAAACAAAGACGAGCAGGGUCUCGUGUGGCUCAACGUGCCUCAAACAGCUGGAGAAAAUCCAGAAGAAUCUCACAUUGAUUAAAACUAUGACUGCUCUUUGAAACCGUACAUUUCAGGAUUUUUAUUCCCUCGUCUUCUGCCGCUUGAUUCACGCUCAAUCCCCAAUUUUACAGCCUGCUUUGCAUUUCUGUUGUCAGAGAGUCAUUUUAGGAAACAACCACCAACUUGAGUGUCCAGUCUUCAGUCUUCUCCUACCUCUGUGUGGACAAUCAGCCAUUUAAAAACAACAUAUGCUUAAAAACAGCCGCCAAUUGUGGCAUUUAAGGUUCUUACAGGGAGCAGGGUUGAAUCCUGAUGGUGCAGUAUCUGCUGAAAAGUCAGUCAAAGAUGGGCAUUGCAUGUUUGUGUGUUCAUGUCAUUUUACAGAUAUUCAGAAGCAUUGAAGGCAGCUUCACACACACACACACACACACACACACACACACACACACACACACACACACACACACAAUCCCGUUCCACCCUGUCCGCUCUGAGGCUACACAUGGCCACCGUCUUACCCAAUGAUACCCCUGUUACUCUGAAACCUGCACCAUCCUGAGCACUGCAGACUUCUGCAUUUGAGGGUCUGUGUCAUGCUGCAAUACUCCACCUAUGUGCUAGUUGGCAGUAUGAUGCCUGUGCUCGUUGUAUCACCAGGUUUUGGUCCUGCUACAUUCAUGACACCUAGACUUACAGGAGGGACAGAGGCAGAAUAACUUUUCUCUACAUUACACCUCCACAGGUUAUUCAAUGCAGAUGUAACAGGGUCUUUUAAUAGUAGCAUGUUGUUACAGCCAAUACACUCAUGUCCAAACAAAAACCAAAUCCAUUAGUUUUGGUCCUUAAACCUUACCUAUCAUUGACUUUACAACUCCAAAGACAUGCUACCCAUUCGAGCAGUAUAAUCAUGCAGAUGGAGGUGUGUUGCUGGCCAUCUUAAGAUGUGACUGUUAGGAAACUUUCCUGUGGAGAGUGAGUUUGAUUAUUGGAAAAUGACAGAAUAUGUCAGACAGAACCCUGCUACUUCAGGACAGGGUGUGUGGAGAAGUGUUUCAUUUGAUGUUCGAUGGUUUAACAGGCACUUAAGGUAGAGGAAAAUUCUGCUUAAACUGGCAUUAUCCAGGGAAAAACUUGGGCCAUUCAAUUUUACAAUUCAUUAAGUCCUCAUGGGGCUUUGAAUGGACUUGCUGCAGACUUCUGAAGGGUCAGCUUGGAUGCGUGGAGCAUUUGCAUUCACAUUCAUUGAAGGUAGUGAAGUGUAAAGCUCAAUAUUGCAUUGCAUUUUCUUUCCUCGUGAACCUCUGUUGUAUUUAUUGUUGUCACCUGAAGAAUAGCGCACCAGGAAUGACAUCAUAAAGUUCAAGGUUACCUUCUGUUGAGCAGAUCCAAAAUAAAAGCAACAAAGUAAGGCAACUUCAAUGAGCAGGAGAGCAGAAAUGACUCUUUUUAUAAAUCCAGACACCACAGGCUGAAUUAUUGAUCCUCAGAAUAUUACAUCAAGAGCUUCAUAAUCUAAUUCAGCUGCUAAUGUGACUCUCCAAACAUCCUGAGCAAACCUGUGGCUGAAGUAAUGAAAGCCUUCAUGGACUGUGUAGGUGCAAACAUAAAGUGAAGAGCAGAGCAAUGAGCAGCCCUGACAGCGCUCCGCACUAGUCUGGGAUGGAUGGAUCAUACAUCACCGGCUGACCUCUGAAAAACAAAUUUGUCCUCUCCAUCACAUUAAAAAAAAAAAAGACACAUGAAGAUAGUCCCAAGUAUGUGAUGUGAGCGACGUCGUUGGGGGUGUUUCUGCAUCAGUCGCUCAGAGACUUAUUUGUGCUCAUCCCUUGCACCUGCUGAGUAACACUAUUUGAUUCUAACACCACCUGAUAGUAACAGUGUGUAGCUGUUUUUGUGUGUAUGGUGGAGGUGUUCAUUUAUAUCCCAGGGCUGUCAGUAGAGUAAAUGAACUGUGCGCAUCAGAGCUAAGAGGCUACCAGCAAUUUGAAGCUCAGUAAACAAGAGGCGGUGCAGCGCCGAGGGCAGGACGAGGUCACCGGCCGCUCAAACAACAGGCAGGUUCAUCAGGUCAUGUUUGCCUGCAGACCUGCUGCAUCUGAAGAUUAUGAGAGACUGCGCCAGGUGCAUGUAAGACUUGAAAUGAAUAUUAAGCAAUGUUAUAAAAGAAAGAAAGUACCUGAACUUGAAGUCGAUAAAAAUCCCACCACCUAAGUUAGCUGACAGGACAGUGAAGGAGCCAGUCAUUUGGAUCUAAAACAAGCUAGGUUGUCAAGACUAUAAGGCUGUUUUAUGAUCUAGAGGGGCUGGUCCGAAUCAAAGGUUCUUGAGUUAUACUUUCCACACACUGAGAGGAUUUUAAAAGAUGAACGUCUGACACCCUCUCACAUCUAAAGACGAUGUGUCAGCAAGUCACAAAGUUUUUAGUCACAGACUGAGGAUUUUGCAAAGCCAGGGGAUCUUGCAAGGUCACCAACUAUAAGACUACAAUUAAAUUCACAGCCCCAGUCUGGACAGUGAUUAGCUAGGUAGCUACAGUCCAGAGGAUUUUGAGGGCUACAUGAAUUUUCUGUCUGAAUUUCUCAAAGUCAACUAAACAGUUUUCUUUUUUUUUUAAUGCAGAUGGUACAAAUUAGGGUUUUGGGGAAACACUCAGGAACUUGGUUCAUGUUUAUAUGUCUUUCAUAUUCACCAAGAUGCCAGUUUAGAAAGUCUUGCUGUUCAUUGGUCUUUCAUCUAUUUAAUACGCCUCUUUUACACAGAUUGCUGUUUCCAGUCUCACAUUUAAGAGGAUGCAUGUGUGCAACUUUCUUCCAUCAUGUUCUGAAGUUGAUGGUCUUGCAUGCUUAUAUGACCAUUCUCAAUCCCCUCAUACAAACGCUUUAGACCUCAACCUCUUGGAGAGUCGUCCUAGGUUUGAUUCGGAGUUGUGGUCCUAUGCAGCAUGCCAUCCUCUACGCUCUUUUCCUAGAUUCCCAGCCUAAACCAUUCACCACCCUAACCUCUGAAUAAGUGAAAAAAGCCCAAGCUUGGGUCACUUUGGGGAGUGCAGAGGAUGGCAUUGUUCCAGUUGACAUUGUGAAUCAUAUUGUUGGACCUGCAUUAGCCAGGUCUUGGUAUUUUCUUGCUCUACAUUCAUCUUCAUUAAGGUCUUGGUUUUGUCACAUACUUGAUCCAUGCGGCUCUUGGUCUCAGUUUAGUGGUCUUCACAACAAGUGUAGUAGAAUAAAACCCUGUUCAUGUGUGCUGGCAGGAUUUUGAUUGUGGAGCUGGUCUCAGCGUCUUUGGUGGAUGUCCCUGUGUUUUUUUUCAUCGGCGCCCUCUGGGUGAAUAACCCAGUUAUGCCAACACAGUUGUGUCAUUCAUGUGAGUGAAGAGGCUGCUUUUUUUCAGGCAUGGCUGUCGUUUGUCCGACUGUGCUGUUUAAAAAAAUAAUCAAUGAGUAAACCAACCAACAAGCCAGCCAGUCAGUCUGUUAGUGUAUCAGUCAGUAAAUUAACCUUCCUGACAGCCAACUCGACAGCAGUCAGGAGCUAAUGGGAGUAAGUCGUCCAGUCAGUCAGUAAGCCAGUCUCCGCCCCAUCUCCCAGGCAGUAAGGCAGCAAGCACAGCCAAGAUGGCAGCCACUCAACCAGUAAGCCUUCCAGUUGGUCAGCCAGUCAGUCAGUUGUGGCAACAACAGAGUGAGAUUAUCUGGAGCAUGUGAUGUAUGUGUUUACACCUCGCUCUCUCUCUCUCUCUCUCUCUGUCUGUCUGACUGUAUUUUCCUCUCUCGCUUGCUCCCUGGCUCAGCCCUCCAUCUCUCCUGUGUGAUUGUUUCUUCACCUGAGUGCCUCCCUGUUGGCGUCUCUCUGCCUCCCCCGUCUGACUCACUCUUUCACUUUCUCCUCUGAGAGUGUGUGACUGUGUUCACUAAACGUCUGGACUCCAGACUCUCUCACAGCUGAAAGUCGGCUACUCCACAUCAGCGUGUGACUCACAGAUUCAUUGAUCUGCUGAUUCAUUCAUUGACUUCUGCAAAGGUGUUACAACUCAGCUGCAUUCAAAGGAGACGUCUGCUUUACAUGUUAAUGACAAACACCAGAACUCUAAACUUUCCUCCUGAAACUCCCCACACUUUCAUGCUGCACUGAUCAGGUCCUCUGCACCCAGUCCACUUACCUCAGAGCCGUUUUGAACUCAAUUGGAUCGUGUUUUCUUGUGGUUUUAACAGGUCUGACCCUGAUGAUGUAAGAGUGAUGUCAACAAGUUCGUCUCAGCUUUGGCUCAGAGAUGACAUUUAUUUAACCAUAAGUGUUUAAAGGUUGUUCUGUGGGUUGAUUCAAAUUAUAUGCAUCCCAGGACUUAAAACCCACAGACAACAAGGGGAGUACUAUUUAUACACUUUUGUUGUAGUUAACCAAGUCCGAGUCUGUCCCAGUUUGAAAUGUUGAAAUGUGAAAAGUAUGCAUCACUCAGACCUCUCAGACCUCAAUUUACCUAUUCUGUCUGUUUUAGUGAAGAUCUGUGGAACUUGCAGGAAAAUACAUGCAAACCUUUUUUUUCUCUAGAUUUUCAGUCCAUGACAUGAACCCAAGAGGAGCUGCUCACACCGGUGAUCGAAACGGCAACCAACAUGGGCACAGUUGGCUGUUGAAAUGAAAGCAAGAUCAGGGUUAAUCAUACCAAACAUUGCUAAACCAUACCAAACAGACUAGCUGUACCCAUCCAAAUCAGGCCGCUUGAUGGAAAUGCAUCAAUUGACCAAGUAACUUAAGCUAGAGCCGCAAUUUAUGCUACUUUGACCAAUACUUUCCAGAGUGCCAUGCCCUAGUGUUUUGCCCAAAACACCUAUGUAUUACAGCCUUGAACAGUCUUUGCCUUUUUUUGAACCAAUUUAAGAAACAAAACAAUGCAGCUUGCUUGCAACACUGAUAUCUUUGUCCAUCUGUGUUGAUGCUAGGCUGCUUAAAGCAAUACAGACCAGUAGAAAUAGAAGACAUCCCUGAUUCACUGCGAGCCAAAGAUUGAUACCAGUUUGUCUGGACAGUCUCUGCAGGUGCACAGUUGUUGCUAGCUAGCCCAGCUUAUCAUACUGGCAGAACCUGCUGUGAAACAUCAAGUGGGCCAGUUUUUACGCCAAAAAGGAAGUCAGCAUUUUCUGACAAGCUCACAGGGAGUUACAGCUUCCACCGAAAAGUACCAUGCUGCCAAUAUGAUGUUUUGCAUGGACUGCAACCGUCCAUUUUCAGCCACCCUCGAUGAAGCCAUAUUAAGACAUGCAAACACAAACAGUGAGUAGAUGCUAGAGGGAGUUCUGUUGAAUCAGGAAACGCCAAUGUGAACAUCAGUGGGAUAGUUCAUGCUCAGAUAUGUGGGUUUGCAGUGAAAUAUAAGGUUCUGCAUUUGGAGGGUUGAAAAUAUGGUCACAUUGAGGUGGACUGACAAUUUCUUGUCCUAAAGUUGAACUGAUUCUGACACAUAUUACUGAUUGAAAGGUAUGACCGUUAAGAGUUUCAGUUUCCUUUGAGUCUGCUUUACUGCUGUCAGGUAAAUCCUCUAAAUAUUUUUGUGUUGGUUUGCUAGUCCUUAAUCAAAGUUUUUGGCUUUUAGACUUGAUAUUCGACUUACACCUCACCGCAUAAAUAACCUGUCUGAGCUGGAUGGGACUUUCACACAGGGGGUGACUACUAAAUACCUGGACAAGCACCAACUCAGAACUGGUGAAAGGAAUCAUCUGUGUGUUUGAAGCACCAGCUGAUGAAAGUCAAGCCGAAAACACAUCCAGCAGAAUACUAAUGCAGCCUUUUAGGAUCUGAAUGCUGCUACAAGUUUUGCACCCUCCAGCUUUGGUUGUUUUAAUUAAACAGAAAAAGUGUGAGAGUGUGUGUCCCACAUCGUAUUGUGAAAUUCUGAAGUAUGAAUGAUUAGGAAACAUCAUAAUUGCGUUGCAUUUCCCGCUGAGAUUCUUCAUUUUGUUACACUUCAUUCCCCAUUCAAAGCACAGUCUAGACCAGACUAAUUGAGUGUCUAUGGCAUUGAUUCAGACUAUUAACCAUCUGUGCCUCUUCCUCUCUCUGCCCCCGUCUCACCCCCAUUACCUCCUGUCCUCUCUGUCUCUCUCUUCAGGAGUUUGGAGGACAAGUAGGAUGCUGAGUAUCUUUCCUCCACGCCACUGUUCUCCACCCUGCUCUCCAUGACCUGAGAGCACCAUCACAGCGGGAGGAACGAAACACCAGAAAGAGAGAGGUAGAGGAGGGCAGAAGGCCAGGGAAGAAAGGAAGGAACCCAUUUUUUUUGUUGUUGUUGUUGUUUGUUUUCCUUUUUCAAUAUGGCGGCGACAGAGGCCAACGCGGCGCCUGUAGUCCAAGAAGAUGGUAAAACCCCUGAAAGCAAGCCAGCAGAAGCAGAGCAACCGACUAAAAACGCCAACGCAAACUCAGAGACUGUCAAUAGCGAGGUCGUCGAUAAAGAUGGCACGGCUGUAAACAACGAGGUUGUCGACAACAAAGAGACUGUGAAUAACGACACAGCCGCAGGAGCUGAGGAGGCAGAGGCAGCAGAUAGCGGUGAGGCAGCAGCUCCUCAGAGCUCAGAAAACACCUCCUCAACCGAGCCCAAGACCUCCUUCUUGGACUCCUUCCUCAACAAGAGCGGCCUGGGGAAGGUGAUGGGAGGAAGGAAGAAGAAGGAGCAGAGUUCAACAGCUACCGGUGGAGAGGAGAAUGCAGCUGAAGGAGGGGAGAAGGAGGGAGAGAAAGGAGCAGAGGAGGCUGCAGCAGCUGAUGGAGGAGCAGAGGGAGGUGCAGAAGGAGAUGCAGCAAUUGAGAAAGCUUCAGAGAAUGGAGAGAAGGAGGAGGAGAAGAAAGCAGAGAAGAGCAAACCGGCAGAGGCCAAAUCCACAGUGCGAGAUCUGAUCAGGAAGCCUGUGGCAAGGAUCUUCUCCCAUCGCAGCACCGAGAAGAAGGACGGUGCUGCAGAACCUCAGAAACAAGUAAAGGUUCGGUCCAAGUCCCUCGACCGGCUGGAAGACGCUGAAGCACUUAACACCACCGCUGACUCCACCAUAGAAGAGGGAGGAGCAGCAGGAGGCACAGAGGGAGGCGUAGAAGGCGAGCAGAAAGCCUCGUCCUCCUCGGCAACCACUAAGCACAUGAAGCGCUGGCACUCCUUCAAGAAGCUGAUGGCCCAGAAGGCACAUAAGAAGAGCGGAGGAGGAGGAGAGGAUGGCAAGGAGGAAGGGGCAGACGGAGAGGGAGGUGGAGACUCCUCCACGUUGGACUCCAAGGAGUCGGGACAGAAGAGGUGGAAGCUGAAACGCUCCUGGACAUUCCAGGGUCUGAAGAGGGACCCGUCCAUGGUCGGCAUCAGUGGCAAGGCCAAGGGCUCGGACAAGGACUCUGCUGACAAGCCAGAGGAGGGAGCUGCAGGAGUGGAGGAGGGAGAGGAGGCCAAGCCAGAUGGAGACGCAGAGGAGGCGAAGACAGAGGGAGGGGAGGAGAAGGCUGAAGGAGGGGAGGAGGAGAAGGCAGCUGCAGCAGGAGGCGGGACAGUGACGCAACAUGCCAAUGAGAUCUGGACAUCCUUCAAGAAGCGUGUCAUCCCCAAGUCCAAACGCGCCAACACAGAGUGUGCCCCCAGUGCAGAGGAUGAUGCAGCAGCAGCUACCGGGUCGGGUAAGAUGACAGCUUUCCCUCCAAAAAAAGGUGUAAAAUGGUCUUUCAAUUUUUAGGGCUGAAAUUAACAACCACGUACAAAAGUUUUUGAAUUGCUCAGGUGGCGUGCUUCAGCCUGCAGCCAUGAAACAGACUAUGGCUGCAUCUUGAUCCUUUCAGCUGUAUCAAAGUCAGUCCACUAAAGGUUCUCAAGCUUUUUGUCACUAACAGACUCAGAUUGUUAUUCUUCUAGAACUUCAGUUUACCAAAGGGAAAAAAAUAGAUAUACCUCAAAUGUUGAUCAAUGAUACAGUGCAGUAGAAGCAGAAACUGUAGUUCCACAACUGUCCACUUGAGGCUUGCUCCAAACUCCCAGUAGGUCCCAUUAACAGCUAUGUUUAAAAUACAAAUCUGUCAAGCAAGAAUUUUGCAUAAUGAGCCAUGAUUCACUAACAUCCAUAUGAACGCCAAUGUAAGCUGAGCAAAUGUGAAAGGACAUUGCAUAGGAGACAAGCAGAUGGACUACAGUGCGUUCCCUCAAUUUAACACCAUGCAGCAGUAACUGUUCUGUCCUAUUUCUUCUCACGACUUUGUUUACAUACUGUUUUAUUCGUCUGCAGGUCCUUGUAGACCAAUAAAACUGGAUGUGGAUUUUAACAUUCUGACUGAAGUUUAAUCCGAGAGAUUUAGGGUUUGUUAGGAAGUGAAAAGUGGGACUGAAUUUCACAUGCCAAGUCAGUGAAUCUCAGAAAUGUGGCUCCAAGUUGGAAUCAGUCUCACUACCCAAGAUCCAGCACAGUAUUUGUGAAGAAACCCACCGAUCAGGGGAGCAAUAGUUGAGCAGCAGUGGUGAGAGCAAGGUCAAAUAACUGUUUCUGCCAGCAGAGUCUGAUGGCUCUGAAGGGAGUAAGGAAAAAGUAUAUUUUAUAGCUGUUGGAUAUUCUUUGAUCACAGCCAGUGUAAUGGGCGCCACAAGAAGAAAACUGCUGGAAAUGUUCCCAAACUUUUCAAACAUGAAGCCAAAAUGUGUAAAAUGAGGGCCAAGACUUAAGAAUAACUAAGGCAAAUCGUUAAGACAAAUCCCAGGCCUCUGCUGUAAAACUGCCUCCAUUCAUGUCUGUGCUUUUCAGCAGGUUUUUUUUAAAGCUUACCUGAAGAUAUCAGGCAUUCACUUGUAGGACAAAACUUUCAUAUGAACCAAGGAGUCUAUGAGGUUUUAAAACAGCGAGCAUUUUAUCACAUAUCCUGGUGCACUGGAGUUCAACAUGAAGAUGGAUAAAAUAUUCAGACUCAGAGGCUGACAGCAUGUUCACACUCGCUCCGUGUCCUCCCUUGUCCUGGGAGCACAGACAGGAGUUAGUGGCUUGCUAGCUCUAGAGGAGGUAAUGUAAUUGAACAUUCUCCAAAAUAAAAUAUUCAACAUCUGAUGUGAAAUUCAAAUCUCACUGCGGCUUCAGUCAACAGCAAAGACUAAAUUUAACUUGCCUCCUACCCCUGGCAAAGACAGAAAAAUGGAACCAAAACACACAACCCUGGGCUCUUUGUAUUGUCUUUUCAAAGGAGGAUACUCAUGUUGUUUUAAACACACAGACGGUUUCAGGCUGAAACUUCCACCUUUAAUGAGCACAACUCUCCUUCUGUUAAAAGAACUGAGUCACAAUAUUGUGAGGAAAUAUGAGCGAGAUGCUUAACGUGAACCAGGAUCAAAACUACAAAGUUGUUACUCUGAAAAAGAUUUUUACAAUAAAUUCCUUUGGUACAGAGUUUUAUUGAGGAGUUGAACUUCUUAACAAGAUGGAUAUCCUGUAUUAUUUGAGGCAUUUCAGAAAAAAACAGCCAAAAAAGCUCUUGAAACAGACUUCAAAGAGAGGCUGACCUGGUAUUUGUGAGAAACAUCAUUUGAGGUCAAAAACAUCAUUUCUGCGUUUGAUGACACAGGGUUACCUUUACUUUGCAGAUCUGGAUUAUAUACAGAAUAUGGGACAAGGAUUAUUAUCAUAUAUGUAGGAUAGUUUACACAAUUUUGGAACUACUCGUGUAAAACUUUUCUGACCAAGCACUCAAUGAAAAAAGCUGCUUUUCUGUCACUCUGAAACUGAAAGCUUUGCAGGAAAAAUCAUGUUUGAUAAAAAAGCUCUAACCCUGAACUGUCCUCUUCCCUCCAGGCGAGGAGGGAGCAGCAGAGGAAGGCAAAGACGCCAAGUCAGCCAAGGCCAAGCGCUCACAUUUCGGCCGUGCAGUUUCCCUGAAGAACUUCAUCCUGCGGAAGGGCAAGUCCACCAGCGUGGACAUGGGCGAGGGUGCCAAGGAGGAGGAGGAAGCCACAGAGGCGGCGGAGGGAGUGGAAACAGCAGAGGAAGCAGGAGCUGAAGGUGAAGCUGCCAACAAGGAGAGCAACGACAAAGACGCGGCGGAGAAGACAGCAGAGGAGGCGGUGAGCGGAGAAGAGGCACCGAAGGAGGCAGCUAAGGAGGCAGCUAAGGAGCCAGAGAAGACGCCGGUGGAAGCUCCAGUGACCAACGGAGAGAACGGCUGCUCCAAUGGCACAGGGGAGGAGCACGCCACACACAAUCACCAGGAUGAGGAGAAGACGACAGGGAGCAGCCCUGUAAAGAAGAGCAAGGAGGCAGGAGGAGCUAAAGAGGAGGCCAACGCUAAGAUCAUCAAUGCCACAGCAGCUGUGAACAGCGGUGAGUUAGAGCGCGCCGAGCGGGACUCUGAUGAGCCACAAAACAGCAGCAGCAGCAACAAAGAAGGAGAUACUAACAACAGACAAGAACCAAAACAAGCACCAGCACUAACAAACCACAGCACCACACUAACCACAGAGCCUGAGUUAGCAUUAGCUGUUAGCAGGGAGGAGGAGGAGGAGGAGCUGGAGGAGGGGCAGAGAGGGGAGGCAGAGUCUCCACAAAAUGGAGGUUAUAACCAAAGGGCGGAUUCAUAUGACCAGGGAGAUAGAGAGGGAGGGACCGAGGAGGAGGAGGGGGAAGAGGAGGAAGAGAUGAGGAAGAGGGACUUAAGAGAGGCAGCGGUGGCUAUCGUGCAGAACGUGAUGUCAGCAGCGACUGACCAAUUAGAGAGGGAGCUGUGCGUCGAUAACGGCAUGAACGGGUGUUACGAUGCCGACUUGGGUUACUGAAACACACACGGUCACAUUUCUGCACAAACGUGUAAAAACUGUUCACUCUAACGUGCCAAAAAACACUGGAGUCAGCACAAGCUAACACACACGGCCGCAUGAAAACACACUUACCAAACACGAAAUUCACAUUUUAUCAUUUCAUUUUCAAAUACUGAAAUUACAUCAACGAUAUUCAAACGGUGUCUGUGUUGGUUCAGAGCUGGAGGAAGGACAUAGACGAGCUUAGCAUACAGCUGCAUGAUGCAGGGGAAACUCUGUAUUAGUCCACGUACCAGCUUCUGCAAGAGCCAGACUUUCUCCAAACUCCCUUUUAAGUACAGACUUAAGUAAGGAUAAAAAGGAUAAAAAUCACUUGUUACAUGAUCAUCUAUUUCUGUGUUUGUUACAAUCAGGCGCAAAAAGUGCAAACACAGAGAUAAUUCCAAAGCUGUUUAUGUAUUCAGCAGCCUUGUCCUCUGUGCAGUACUUCGUGUCUACAGAGCCAGAGUUUGCAUUUUCAUGGUACAGACAUACCAGACGCGUCUUUGGUGUUUUCUGGGACUCUUGGCAUUGACAACACUAUAUAGACUUUCCUUCAUCAUUAUGUCCAGUAUGCCUUAGUCAGUGGCAUGUUCGGUCUUAGGAUAUUUUCCGACUGUUUGCUAGUUUGAUCUUCUUCCACACUGCUGGCGUUUCAGCCACAAGCUAUUUAACAAAAACUGUUGUCAUCAACAUCAAGUCGAAUUGCUGGUUUUGCAGCAAUUUCGAUCACAAUGGGCAGUUUCAGUCACUUAUUGGUGUAAAACUUUUGCUCACUUGAGCUUUCAAAAUGUGAAGGUUUGCCACUUUUUUUUGGGGGGGGGGGAGGCAGUCAGUUAAGUCUUUAGGGGUUUUGGACUGUCAGUGCUACACAACAAGGAUGAAUUUGGGCUACAGGGAACUUUUUUAGACCUUUUAACUGAUUUUGAACCAAUAAAGCAACAGCCUUAAAACAUAAUCUAAGACAGGCCAGCCAAUAUUCCCUGGUUUAAGUUUUUAUGAAAAAGCUUAUCUAACUAUUUCUGAAUGGAAAAAGCGCACACUUUAUAUUGGAGUUUCAGGAACACUUAACCUCUUUAUAUGCAGAACAACAUAUACAUGGGCAUGUUUCCCUGAGAGGAUUGCAUGAUAUAAAUAUUAUGUUAGUUCUUCCUAAAUCCCUUUAAAAAAAAGCUGUUGUGUUGUUUUUUCAUAAAUGUUCUUCAAAAGUCAAAACCAGCGAGUAUUUUAUAGUAGAGAGGUAAAAAGAGAGAGAGAGAGAGAGAGAGAGAGAGAGAGAGAAGUAUCCCUUUCAUUACUGAUUGCUUACUUUAUUAAAAUGUCAAGUUCACCAGCAGCCAAACAGUAAAACUAUUUAACGAUAACAAGGAAUCAGGUGAUGAGCGUGGAUUCCCAGGGCAGCUGCAGUCGAAGGUGCACUCUUCAUGAACCUCUACUAAAAUAUAAAUAUCCAAUUAACUGCUACAUGACACAGCCGGGCAGAGUGCACGUUAACUACAGCCCCCAUGAAACAUCGGUCUGAAAGAGUCAGCAGGAACAUGUUUGAUUUAAUAAAAGUACUGACAGUGAUGUGAGGAAAUUUGAUGAAGAAUACGUUCCUUUUUUUGAACAUUUAUUUAUCCCACGGGCAGCUCUUUUCCUGCAGAGCCUCACCUCUGUCAGUGCUGUUUUCACGUUCCCACCUGAGAGCCACUCAGAGCAGCUGGACACCAAACAUCAGGAGGUGAAGCGCCUCUGAACCAGGAGGUGAUCUUUUCCCUUCUCUAUUAUUUAUCACUUUCCAGCCUCCACUCCAUUCAGAAGUGAGUGAGGCUCAGUGUCCAGCAGCCCUCCUCACUUUGAUCUAAAACUGCCCAACAGAUGUUUGACGGGAGCAUCAUGGCUCCCGCUGCUGCUGUGCAGUUUUACCUAAGGACUCCUCCAAGCACAGAGAGGUUUGUCAGACUCAGACAGCCAACUUAAAGCUAAAUGAGGCUGGAAAAUGUGCAAACUUCUGAACAGUAUUAAGAGAAAACGCACAAGCAGCAUUCAAAUUAAGCAUGUGACAUUCAAAGCAAAGUAAAAAGCAUAUCGGAUGUAAUGAAAUAGGAUAUGAUACAAUAACAGUCCAUAAAAAUGGUGGUCACUGGAAAACCACUACUGGUCAACCACUGGUCCUUAUCCAUGCAAAAAUAGUUUUGUAAUCUAUUCUUAUAAGCAUGCUCAGUCCACAGUUUGAAAAACCGAUGAAAACAGUUUCCCAAUUAUCAACCUAAAUUUAUGGGUAUGACUGGAGUGUUCGGCAUUCAGUUAAGAAUCCAAAUUUGUGAACUGAUACUGAUCAGUCUGUUAUUUUUGCUGCACUGUCGGCAUUUCUUUCCAUGGUGUCUGAUUCGACUCUCUUUGCCUCACUUGAUUUUUUUACCCAGAGCUCUGAUUUAUUAGUCAGAUGUCACAUGAUACACUGUUUAUUUACACACACAGAUAACUCAAACUAUGGUUAGACCUCAAUUAGGCAAUUUAACUGGUUUACCGUCCUUGUCCCAGUUUACAUGCACCGGGUAAGAGCCAAAUUCCUGCAGAAGCAUAUCAAUUUCUGCUCCCAGUUGACCUGUUAUAUAUGAAAGCAGUUGACAAAUCAAGCUAGCAAUAGGCUGACCUUUUACAGCUCUGUACCGUUUGUUCAUGAGAUGGGAAAGUUUUGUAUUUUUUUAAUCUGUCUUUUCUAGACCUGUCAAGGUUGUGUUCACUACUGACCUUCCUAACAAUCUUUUAGUGCUACUUAACUUUGGGCCCAAAGCUCAGAGACCAAACUGUGAGCAUGUGCAGAACACUGAGGCCAGUUUGGGUCUGUUUCAGGUGUUUAGGUAGGAGAAAAUUGAUCUCACUCAGCAUUAUCCAGGAAUGAUAGUCUGACUGUGAGAAGUUGGAUUAGGGUGAUGUCAGUCAUUCUAAAAUGUUUCCGAGUUAGUCACAUUUAGACUGAAAUGAUUUUCAGUGAGGGUGAAAGUUUUGAUCAUACUUUUUCUUGAGGAGUUUAUCGUCUUUCAAACCUAAUUUUUGAUGUAAAUGCACGUUGGUUUGAGCUAUCAGUUGUUGGUCCCGCGAAUAAAAAGCAUCAGAAUUGAUCUCGAAAAAAAAAAAACUGUUGGACCCCUCAUUAAAGCUCCUCUCGUUGCCCCUCCAGCCUCCUCUCUGCUUCCUCUUAACUAGCCAAAGCUUAGAUAGUUAGCGCUCUGUUUGCGGCAGAGGAUAAAAGCUGGUUUAGUAGACAUCAAUAGAGUUGAGUCCAUCAACGGAUUAGUGAGCAAAAUCAAAGUGUCACGGAGCCUCUUCAACAAGCCAGAUUAACUAGCCUUCUCUCUCUCUCUCUCUCUGGGGGAGGGUGGGCCAGAAAUACAGACAGACCACACAACAGGGGGCGGUCAGGUUGUUUUAUUUAAGAGAAAAAUUUCUCCCACACAAAUAACAGAGGGAGGAAACUGUGAGGACAGGUUCAGGGAAAAAGUAAGGGUGAAUGAACAGGACAGUUUGUCCCUCUGUCCAUGUGAUGAUGAUCCCUCCAUACUGUGAAAACCCUGUCAUAUUUGAUCAAGCUGUUGUGUUGCUGUUGUUUGCUUUUAAAUUAACUUAAACUAACCAACACUAGCAGACCAACAUCUGUACUAAACCACUAAACACACAUAAGACACAUAACCCUUUUUAUAUGACUGUUAUUUAUUCUUAUUAUUCUUUUUCCUAUUUUUUAAUACAUUUUUUCAAUCUCUUCUGUUAUCAUUUACCAGACAAAAAGGCGGGAAACGUGUGA
Xyrichtys novacula (pearly razorfish) is the source of this 74251-nucleotide messenger RNA. Lineage: Eukaryota; Metazoa; Chordata; Actinopteri; Labriformes; Labridae. The record is from the annotation of a GenBank genome assembly.